Molecule: messenger RNA, 59507 nt
Organism: Podarcis lilfordi (Lilford's wall lizard)
Lineage: Eukaryota; Metazoa; Chordata; Lepidosauria; Squamata; Lacertidae
Source: the annotation of a GenBank genome assembly
CUCCUUCCCUCAGGUAUCCCGCCCAAGAUGGCGGCGGUGCUGCAGCAGGUCCUGGAGCGGGCCGAGGUGGCCAAGCUGCCCAAGUCGGCGCAGGGGAAGCUCGAGCGGUUCCUGGCCGACCAGCAGAGCGAGAUCGAGGCGCUCCGCACCCGGCACGAGCGCUACAAGGUGGACAGCGGUGAGUGGAAGCCGAGGAGGGCAGGGCGGGAAGCGGCCCCAGGGACCCGGACUGGUUCAUGCGAGGGAGGCGGGUUCUUGUUUAUGCUUUUAAGGUUAAAGUAGGUGGGAUUCAGACGGGGCAGAUUAGGCAAUCCUUUUCUGCCACAAUAGUAAUAAUAAUGGCAGAAAAGGACUACAAUAAAAUAAUGUGAGUCUGUUAUUAUUAUUAUUAAUUAAACUCAUAAUAAUUAUUUAUUGUUUACGUGGCACCACUCUCCGGGCUGCUUCCAACAAACUGGAUCUACGAUUCUGUGAAUUGGAACUCUGUGUGUGUGUGUGUGUGUGUGAGAGAGAGAGAGAGAGAGAAAGAGAGAGAGAAAUCUGUGAAAACCAUACAAAUGCAAAUACAACAAUACAAACAGCAUGCCAUAAUAGUAAUAAUAAUGCUUUUAAGAUUAAAGUAGGUGGGGUAAAAGCAGAAGCGAGAGUGGAUUCAGAUGCGGCAGGUUAUGCAAUCCUUUUCUGCCACUAUAAUAAUAAUAAUGGCAGAAAUGGACUGCAAUAAAUAUUAUAAUGCGAGUUUAAUAUUAUUAUUAAUUAAACUUAUAAUAAUUAUUUAUUGUUUACACGCCACCGCUCUCCGGGCUUCUUCCAACAAACUGGAUCUACGAUUCUGUGAAUUAGAACUCUGUGUGUGUGUGUGUGUGAGAGAGAGAGAGAGAGAGAGAGAGAGAAAUCUGUGAAAACCAUACAAAUGCAAAUACAACAAUACAAACAGCAUGCCAUAAUAAUAAUAAUAGCGGCAGAAAAGGACUGCAUAUAAACAAUAAAUAAUUAUUACAAUGCAUGUUUAAUGUUAUUAUUGUUAAACUCAUAAUAAUUACUUAUUUACAUGUCACCACUCUCAGGGCUGCUUCCAACAAACUAAAGCACAGUAAGACAUCAGACAUGAAACAGAGAAAAACCACAGCCAAUAAAACAUGGGGAAUCAUCUAUUUAAAACACACACACAAACAUGUACUCCUAAGUGGUGCAUCAAUAAUACUGCUAGCACAUUUGCAAAGCUAAGCAGGGACAGGUAUGGUUUCAAAUUGGAUGAGGGAUCACGUGUUGAGAUUUUCGCACUGCAUGGCGUCAGACUAGAUGGCCCUUGGGGUUCCUUCCAACUAGAGCUACUUUUCUGUGAAUUAGAACUGUGUGUGUGUGUGUGUGAGAGAGAGAGAGAGAGAGAAAGAAAUCUAUGAAAACCAUACAAAUGCAAACACAACAAUAAAAACAGCAUGCCACACUCCCCCAAAAGCAUAGGUGUUCCAGGCAUUUGUCUAUGCCAGUAUGGGUUAAGAGAGCAGAGCAUUAAGGUGUUAGAUGCUGCAGUUAGCACCCAAUAUGCUUGGGCUUUUAUUUUUCUUUCUAAAUUGUUCCUGUUGAGUAUCUGUUCACAUUUAGGAAACAAGUCAUGGAGGUUGCAAUUAUGACUCUUGCUCACAUGGAAGUAAGCCCGAUUAACUUACUACUGAGCAAAUGUGGUUAAUGUUCAGGGCCUUAAUUUUCUGGAAAUGGGCUAUAGAAAAAUUCAGAGGUACUUGUGAACUGGAUCAAUAUAAAAGUAAAGCUGCUAUUUACUUUAAGUGUUGGAAUUUUUGGUACUUGUGCUUAGGGCAGCAUGUUGUGUAUAACAGAAAUGUCUAGGGUGGUAUGAGAUUUUAAUUCCUGGGUGCAUUUUAUGACAUGUAGACUAGUCUACAGCUCUAGGAAAACAGGUACUAUUAUUAUUUUCUAUUAAUUUUAUGUACCACCCUACAUCUAGGCAGAGUGGUUUACAACAUAACACAAAAUACGUAACAUGAUAACAGUAACAAAAUCCCCCCCACAUGCAUUCAUGUUUAAAAGGACAUGGAUUGGACUGUGAGGAAGAUAGGCGAUAGGUGACCUAGUAUCACUUUAGAACAGCCUUCCCCAGCUUGGUGCUCUCCAGGUGUUUUGGAUACAAUUCCCAUCUUCCUUGAUAAUUGUCCAUUCUUAUUGAGGCUGAUGAGAGUUGUGGUCCAAAAAAAUCUGAGACUGAUAAGUAGAGUAUUUUGGAUUAAAAAUUGUGUGCUUUUCACAAGGAUUCCUGCAACUUUACAUAACUGUGAAUGGCACACUUUGACUUGAAUAGCUCUGAGAAAGGGCAAAAUUUGAAAUUGUGCUAAUGCAUGUUUUGCAGAGCAACAAUAUUUUGAAGUAGAAAAACGACUUGCUCAGAGUCAGGAAAGACUCGUAAAUGAGACACAGGAAUGUCAGAAUCUCCGACAGGAGGUCAGCAAACUCAGUAAGUAUUACUAUGUAUUAAGGUGAUCAGUAAAUACUAUUAGUUGUAUUCAUUUUGUGAUUUUUCCAAAAUAUGUAUUGAAACAACUAAAGGUUAUUCAGUUUUUCUUUCUUUUUUUUAAUAACUUUUUAUUCAAAAUUAAAACAAAACAUAUUAUCCAGAAAUAUAUCAAUCUUAUUUUUCCCCAUUUCCCUUCCCUCCCCCUCCCUCCCCCCACAGAACCCAACCACCCCCACCCUCCGACUUCCCUCAGUUCCAGUCUUCGAUUUCUCUAAAAAUGCUGUUUUCUGCAUGUUACAUAGUUGUAUAGAUCCUCAAACUAUUUAGCUGAUUAUUAUCAAUAAAAAGUUUGUGAGCGUUUAUUCAAAACCAGCCAAGGAGUCCAGUUCGCUUUGUUGUGUCUUCAAAUACUUAAUAAAGGGUUCCCAUUCAUCUUUAAAGUCACAGUUAUCCUUGUCCCGUAGCUUGUAUGUCAGUUUUGCCAGUUCUGCAUAGAAAGGUUAUUCAGUUUUUCAGUGAAAAAUUGAUUUGUUUGAUGACAGAAGAAUUACAUUCUGUGAUAAAGGUAAACAUUAUUUUGUUACUUACCUGGGAAGGUAAAUGGCAUUUCCGUGCACUGCUCUGGUUCGCCAGAAGCGGCUUAGUCAUGCUGGCCACAUGACCUGGAAGCUGUAUACCGGCUCCCUCGGCCAAUAAAGCGAGAUGAGCGCCGCAACCCCAGAAUCAUCCACGACUGGACCUAACGGUCAGGAGUCCCUUUACCUUGAGGCUUGCAGUUAAGCAAGGGCGGUGUUCUAUAGGGAUAAUUACAAUGGAGAAGAAUCUCAUAGCAGAGGUGGACAUGCUGAGAAUUCUACAUUCUUUCUUGUCUACUAGACACACAUUUGGGGUGGUCAGUUGGCUGAUCUCAGUCAGUUUUAGAUCCUGACAUCACUCAGGGUUCAGCUCCUCAGGUCCAAACCCUUUACUCUUUUAUUGGAGAAAGAAGAUACUUAGCCAUUUCUGACAGAUAAAUUCAUGUAAAUAUAAAAUUGAAAAUGUCCUUCAUUUUGUCUCCCAUGCAGAUGAGCAGUUGAAAUUGUUAAAUGAGAGAAACAAAGAACUGGAAGCUGCUCAGGAUCGCAAUGCAGCCAUACAGGUACAGAAACUGUCAAUAAUGCCAGUGAAUGGAAGCUUUCACAAUUCAUUGUCAAUGUUACAUUGAAAGAAGUAGACUCUCGUUGUGAAAGUAGCAUUUUUGGUGAAAGUAGGGUUUUCUUAUUAGCCUCAGUUGCCAAGUCUCGAUGUGAAUCUUGAGAGAGUGAUAAUAAUCUUGCACUAGUUAAUGUUUCUUAACACCGCUUUUAACAGCAGAUUUUUAUUGUGCUAUAGUCCCUUUUAAAGUCACUUUUCCUUUGUUUUAAGAAUCAGCUCACUAGAGCAAAAGAAGAGUUGGAAGCGGAGAAGAGAGAUUUGGUUCGAACAAGUGACAGAAGAGCUCAAGAGCAGGAACACCUAAAUGGUGAGCAUCAAGUGAUAUGGUCAAAAGGGUUUUGGUGACAGGUUGUCUCAAUCCUUCAGUUAAGAGUAUCAUUGCACCGAGGUGAAACUACCAGUGGAAAUCCUUAAUGAAACUAAGCAACAGUGAACAGUUUGUAAUUUUGUUCUUGUACUGUGUGAUGGGCAUACUGUGCAAUGAUUAGAAUUUCUACUUUUAAGUAGUGGUUUUAGGGGAGAUUCCUGCAAUGGUUUUCGAUAGCCUUCUAAGCACUGCCAUCAAAGAAGUCAAAGGUAGCCCACGCACCAUGGGCACUUCUACAUGAGCUUGACAAUACAGGAGGGUCAUCUACAGAUGUUCUUCAUAAUAUCUCUUCAUUUUGUAUGUCCUUUCCUAGAGGAUGUUAAACGACUGAAUGAGAAACUUGCAGCAGCGAAUACUGCAAAAAUAGAGCUACAAUUACAGCUGGAUGAGCUUCAGACAUCAGCCUUUUCUGUAAAGGUGAGUACUGGAAAACUUGUUCAUGCCCUUAUCUUUUGUAUAAUUGUAGAAGUAAGAUAAUGGCACACUUCCUAUGUUAACAAACAAUUUUUCAGUGGCCAUUUUUUAUCUGUCUCAAUAAAAUUCUACCAGCCAUCUAUUGGAAUAGUUACUCAGCUAUUCUUUUAUAGAGGAUGUGGUCAUAUUUAUAAGGUUUCAAGCAAUAUGGGACAUUUCACAGCAUACAUGUAGUUAGUUGACAGAUAAUUAACAAGUUCGGGAUUAGUAAUGAAAUUGUGAUGCACCAUGACUAGAUUUGGUUGUGGGGUUUAUUUGAUUUAAGGCUGCAAACCUAUAAACACUUGAGAAGAUGUAUCGCUGAAUGCAGGGUGAUUUAAGGCUGCAAACCUAUAAACACUUGAGAAGAUGUAUCGCUGAAUGCAGGGAGUCUUACUUUUGAGUAUGUAUAAGAGUGAAGCUGGCAUUGAGUCUCAGUCCCCUUGAUAAUAAUUUGACAGGAAUUCCUGCACUUGCAUGAUUGGUAUGAAUUGCCCAAGAACUUGCCUUAACAGAACUUGUUUCAAAAUGUAGUAUGUGCCCCAGGGCACUCUUUUCCUCUAACUGCUGCUUGAAUGGAAUGCUGUAUCAUACAUAACUUUAUUUCAUAGCAUCGGGAACAAAGGUGGGAGCAGGAAAAGGAACUGCUACAGAAUCAGAACACUUGGCUGAAUACAGAACUGAAGGCGAAAACAGAUGAACUCCUGCUAAUCACUCGGGAAAAGGGAAGUGAAAUCUUAGAGCUGAAGUGUAACUUGGAGAACAAGAAAGAGGAGGUUUCCAGACUGGAAGAGCAAGUCAGUGGACUAAAACAAUCUAACGGAAAUCUACAGAAACAUGUGGAAGAUCUUCUGCUGAAACUGAAGGAGGUAAACAUACAUUCCUUUGUUUUAGCUUCCGUUGUGGGCAACAGCGAUGCCAGUAUUUGAGGUAGCUUCUCUCUUCUUGCUUGUAUCGGGUAAAAAUGAAGUAAUUCUCAUAGGGCUGCUAACUUCAGUCGACUUAGGUCUGGGAAAGCAUAUAUGCUCAUUCAGGUGGGAAUUCCUUAUAAUAACUGACUGUGAUAUAUGGAACUACUUUAGAGAAAUGGAGUGAAUCUGGCAAAAAUAUGAAUUGCAGCAUUUCUGUCCAAAUACAUUUGAGAAGCACACAGUAGCCUAAUGUAUUCUUAUACAAAUUCAGUUUUGAAAACAAACUAAAAAGGUGAGGAUUUUGCCCUUAAAUGCAUUUUAAAUGUAAUUAUUUUUUCAUGAUAAUUUUUCAGUACCAAACUGCUGUAUGACUGUGAAGAGCCUUUGGGUCCUUAAAACUUCUCAUUGUGUGUUAACUGCACAAAUGUCUUUAUUCACCAGGCAAAAGAACAGCAAGCUAGCAUGGAAGAAAGAUUCCACAAUGAACUGAACGCCCAUAUCAAGUUAUCUAACUUAUACAAGGUAUGAAUUUUAAUAACGGUUUUGAAAUUUUAGUUUCAGGGCUUAUUAUAAACGUACGCUGACAAACGUUGAUGCUCAUCAUACUUACCGUGAAAUGCUAACUAGGACAUGCGAAGGUUGAAGUCACAAAUGUGCUGGUGAAUAUGAAUUUCUAGAAAGUAACCUUUUGGUUAGUGAUUGCUUAUGAAAACAUGGACAUGGAUAGUUGUGCUCCAGUAUGUUAACAAAAGUAAUCUGGGGAUGGAUAAUUGAUACAUUUCGGAGCUCUUUCAGAGUUUUGACGCUGAAGUCUGUGUAUAACAUGAUCUCCCUUCUCUCUCCUAAGUGAAUUCAUGCUCCUCCCCACAUUCCCUUUGCCACAUUAGGUCCCCAUGAUUCGUUUCAACUGCUUGAUGCUGCAAGCAGAAUUUGUUCUUUUGGGUACUGUCAUUGCAUCGUUUUAUAGUUGUCACAGUGCAUUAUUAAACAUGUUGCUAAUACAACCUUCAGAACUGUAAACCAGCAUCUAUUUUCAGAUUCUAUUGUAAAACUGUACUUAGCGUUUAGCUUGGUACAGAUGUAAUGGUAAUGUGGAUAAUGCUGAAAAGGGGGGGACGUUAGCAGGGUAGAUUUGAUUUAAAUCAUUUUUUUACAGAAAGACUCAUUCUUGCUGGUAUAAUCUUAAUAUUUACAACCAGAUAGAGGUUUCAUUAUUGGAAUAAUAUAUUUUCAGAGCAGUUUUUACAGUUAUAUCAAAAAUUACUGAUUUGGUUAUACUAUUAGAAAUACAUAGAUAAUUAUGAAAUUAUUGUGAGGUUUAAUAAGGUAACUCUUUAUAUUUGGACAACUUUUCUGCUGUACUUUAUUGGAAGGAGAAAAAUAAUAAUUUCCUUAGUAACAAUUUAAACAAUUUAUUUAACUAAAACAAUAACAUUAUAGCAUGUGUAUCCAUGUUUGUUAACUGAUGUGGUUAAACAAUUUAAAAAAAAAAAACUUAGACUGAGUUUUAGCACACAUGAAAAACUUAAAACAAAUCCUAAUUUUCUGAUGAAUAGCCAUUGGACUAUAAUGUAACUUAAAUAUAAAACUAUCUUUAGAAAGAUUUUUUUCUCCAGAAGCAUUUUAUUUUAAAAAUCCAAUUAAAUUAAAAAAAAUCUGGUUUGGGUUUAAAAAAAAAAUUAUUGAUUUUAUCCACCCUGGACAUUAGGGAGGGAGUACAUGAGCCUAACUAAGAUCAAAAGAUUGGAAAGUGUUGGCAUAGCCACUAGUCUGAUCUCAUUUUGUUGUUGAAUACGUUGAGAUAGCCCAGCUACCUGCAGGUAUGGCUAUAUAGACUUAAUCACAUCUUCCAAACUUUUAGAACAUGUUCUUAUAUGAAAUGCAACACAGAGCACAGAAUGAAAAGUAAUGGGAAGUUCGAGGGAAAGAGUUUUACCAGUUUAGGUGACUUUUUAUUGAUUGAUGUUUUGAUUUUCCUGAAACAUUCCAAUCUUUUUCUUUUUUCUCUUUUUAAAGACGAUUCUUGGUCUCAGACGUUGCAUGAACAAUCAUUGAAGUCCACCCAUCUUUUAUGGCUCAGCUACCAGUGUCUAGCUUGUGAUAAAUCUGUUUGGCCAUAUGCCAGGCCACAUAGUCUGGUUUCAAGCACAGAGUCUAAGCAAUUCCAAACAAUCUAUGCUUUUAGGAAUAUAAUAGCCUGUUCUUUAUCAGUGUAUUCAGUAAAUGAGUCUAGGUUGGGCUUCAGCUAGCUAGAAGUAUGAUUUUGCACUCUGUAACCUCUCCUUCCCAAUUCCUUGCAAUAGUCUAUAUGAAACCCAGCUCACCCUCUCUCCACUUUCCGAGGCUUUAAAUUUUUUUGCUGCUAUAUUGAAUUGCUGUGCUUUAAUUAAAAUAUGUUGCAUUUAGAGUGCUGCUGACGAUUUGGAAGCAAAAAGCAAUGAGUUGACCCAAGCUGUAGAGGAGCUGCACAAACUUCUGAAGGAGGCAGGUGAAGGUAAGGAACAAAUGAUCUUGAAGCUUGUGUUGUUUUUUUGCAUCUUAUUUGUACCCCUCAUCGUCUAUAGUUACAGCAUCUGAGAAAAAUGAAGAAAGAGGGGGAAGGAAGUCAAGUGUUGAAAUGUUAAAAUGACUGUAAAAUUAGUGAAAUGUAUGUAUAUUGUAUGUAUAAAUGUAUGUAUAGAGGGAUGCGGGUGACGCUGUGGUCUAAACCACAGAGCCUAGGACUUGCCGAUCAGAAGGUCGGCGGUUCGAAUCCCCACGACGGGGUGAGCUCCCGUUGCUUGGUUCCUGCUCCUGCCAACCUAGCAGUUUGAAAGCACGUCAAAGUGCAAGUAGGUAAAUAGGUACCACUCUGACGGGAAGGUAAACGGCGUUUCCGUGCACUGCUGUGGUUCGCCAGAAGCAGCUUAGUCAUGCUGGCCACAUGACCCGGAAGCUGUACGCUGGCUCCCUCGGCCAGUAAAACCAGAUGAGCACCGCGACUGGACCUAGCGGUCAGGGGUCCCUUUACCUUUACCUUUUUAUGUAUAUUUUGCUCCGUUGGAUGUCCACAAGUUCUAGGGCUGUGAGAGAGGGAAAACCUCUCUGUGUCCACUUCUUCCAUGCCACACGUAGAUCCAGGCUUAGAUCUUCUAAGUGUUUCCUAGCUCACUGAUGAUGCAAACCUGUUGCCAAAGAGGGCACUUAAACAAUUCUCAAAAUAUUUGCAUAUCGCCCCGCCGUAUGGUUUGUUUAGUAAUCCUUGGAAGCUUAAAAAGUUGUGAGUGGUCAUUUCUUUCUUCUGCUAUUCUCAGCUAACAAAGAAACACGGGAUCGUUUGGCUGAAAUGGAACAAUCAAAGGCCGCAGUGGAAAAAGAACUGAAGGAAAAGAUUGGCAAGCUGGAGAAAGAGUUGGACAAUGCAAACGAUUUGGUUUCAGCCACCAAGCGCAAAGGUCUGGUAACACCUAGGGAAAUAGACCUUGUAAAAUGGGGGCAUUUAGCAAUACCUCACUCUACAGCUGUUUAUACUGUUCUAGUACUUGAAAAGCCACAUGCAAACUGUUUUAAAAACGGUUAUCUGGGGAUUCUCUUGAGUAUAUGAAACGUACAGAAUAGUAAAAAUUUUACCUCAAGUAUCAUUUGCAGGAUAUUUCUAUGGUUUUCCUGAACCAAUCUGUUUGAUUCUUUAUUUUUAUUUGCAGUUUCCCUGAAGGCUUAUAACCAGGCUAGUCAAAACUCUAGGGCCAGUCAGAAAUCUGAAGUAUUUGAAUAUGCAUGUAGUUGGAAGCUUUUAGAUUUGAUUUGUACAUUAAAAAACCUACGCCCUUUGCCAUUUCUCUCUUCUAGGAGCCAUUCUUUCAGAGGAGGAGCUGGCAGCUAUGUCUCCUACGGCUGCUGCAGUAGCAAAGGUGGUGAAGCCUGGCAUGAAAUUAACCGAGGUAGGAAGUAAUGUAGAUGAUACUGUACUGCUUGCAGAUUCCUGCAUAUUUGUGUUUUUGUAUGCAGCCUCAUUUACUGGGACAAUUUUUUUAAACUGAAUGACUAAUGUUCACCCAUUUGGGUUUUUAACUAAACUUAACAUUUGAUUUCAGUAGAAUUUACUCGUGUAUUCUAUCUGGCUAGUGUUCCACUUGUGAAGGUUGAUGUUUUAUGUCAUUGUAAGUUAAUGGCAUGGACCCCUCAUGAAAAUUUCCCUUUUGUCACAGAGGUACAUUUUAGGAGUGUGCACUGACAGUUUGGACCAUGAUUUGGCUCUUGGUCUCAAGUGCUUUUGGAGGCUUCCUUUAUCGGCUCUGGGUCAAAGUCAGAUUUCUCCUUGGAGAACACAAAGCUUUGUUCAUUCUCUCUCUCUCUCUCUCUCUCUCUCUCUCUCUCACACACACACACACACACACACAGAGAGAGACACAACCCCCUUGUCAGUUUGCAUUUCUUAAUACAGAAAGCAUUGAUCUGAUAUGUAGAGAUCUUUCCUAUUCUAAUUCAAAAGGGUUAUGGACGCUUAUCUGUGUGAAAGAAACCAGCAGAAGGUUCAUGAUGUUUGGGUUAUUCCUUCAGAGAAGCUGAGUAAACUGGUUCUGUUAUCUCUUUUUGUCAAGGUUAUGCUGACUAAAAGUAAAGCCAGAAGGAGCCUGGCUUUCACUUUCUCUGUCUCUUUUCCUUCUGAUGUGGUGUUUUGUACAUAGUACGCUUAGUAUUAAGGUUUAGACAUAUUAUAAGUUAUUGUAAGUUUAAGUUAAAUUGGCUGCAACUGGAUUUCUUAUGGACAGUCCCAAUCCUGGAUGUAUUGGAUUUGUGACCAUGAUGCACCUUUGCCUUCAGUAGCAGUAAAGCUCUGCUGGAUAUGGAAUAUAAUUGCCUUUGGUCUAUAUUUUGGGAAUCCUGCAGCCUGUUUAAGUUGUUACUCUGCUAACUAUACAUUGGAAUGUACUCUGGAUCAAUAUUGAGUAGAAUUCCACGACACCCCUUGUAUUCAUUAUUGAGAAUUCUGGUAUCAGUUACAAUGUUUCAUCCAGCACUGUCAAAGGGACCCCUGACCAUUAGGUCCAGUCAUGACCGACUCUGGGGUUGCGCGCUCAUCUCGCUUUACUGGCCGAGGGAGCCGGUGUACAGCUUCCGGGUCAUGUGGCCAGCAUGACUAAGCCACUUCUGGCGAACCAGAGCAGCGCACGGAAACUCUGUUUACCUUCCUGCUGGAACGGUACCUAUUUAUCUAUUUGCACUUUGACGUGCUUUCGAACUGCUAGGUUGGCAGGAGCUGGGACCAAGCAAUGGGAGCUCACCCCGUUGUGGGGAUUUGAACUGCCGACCUUCUGAUCGGCAAGUCCUAGGCUCUGUGGUUUAACCCACAGCACCACCUGUGUCCCCACUCCUGGGCAAUAGUGGGGGGCUAUAUGUAAAAUACAUAAACACAUUGUCAGGGCUGAUCCCAUAGAUCUUUUCCAACCCCUCAGAUGUCAAGGUGAGGAGGAAAUUACAUGUAUCCUGGGAACAGAAUAUGUCUAAUGGUUACAAGUCUAGAAAAUGUCUGCUGGUUGAUAAAUGGCUGCCUGUCUUCUUUAGGUAAGACAUUCAAUAGUUGUGUGUUUUUAUCUUUCAACACAGCUUUACAAUGCAUACGUAGAAGCACAGGAUCAGCUGCUGUUAGAAAAAAUGGAGAAUAAGAGGAUUAAUAAGUACUUGGAUGAAAUAGUGCAGGAAGUAGAAGCCAAAGCACCUAUUUUGAAGCGUCAACGUGAAGAAUAUGAACGCUCUCAGAAAGCUGUAGCAAGUCUGUCUGCUAAACUUGAGCAAGCAAUGAAGGUUGGUACAAAACGGAACUGAGAUUCAGAGUCAAAAUGUACUCGCCUUUAUCAGCACAUACAACCACAUUACCUUUUUUUUAAAACCAAAGUGAUAGAGUCAAAAUGUACUUGCCUUUAUCAGCACACACAACCACAUUACCUUGUUUUUUAACGAAAGUGAUUUCUUUCACACCCAGCUGCCCUCUGGGAAAAGGGGAUAGAAUUUCCUGUUCGCUUCUGAUUUCAGACCUAAAUUUAGUGUGCAGUUUACAGCCACCUAGUUAAACUGCCGUUUAUCGCCAUCCCCACAACACAUAGUCAAACUGUAGCUGUGAACAACAGUUAUGUGUGCUAGAGUUGAGUUUCAAGGUCAACAUUUUGUGGUUCACAUUUUUACUCCCCGCCCCAGAUAGUUAUAUAUUUCUAAAUUUCACACAUGGUAGGAUUCUACCUCCCAUUCUCCUUGAUGCUGAGCUGUAUCCAGUGCUGCAACCCACAAGGGACCUCCAUGCCUAUAAUACAAUUUACUCUUCCUCCUCUCUGGACUCUCUAAAGCAGAUUUUUUUAGUGGACAGGAGGAGAGGAAACAGGAGUAGUGAGGUGAGGUGAGAAUAUUCUCCGGAGAAUAUUCUCCAGAAUGAGAACAUUCUCUGCUAGAAAAUUCUCUGGAGAAUAUUCUCCACAAACUGUAAAGAACCAGUAAGAACCAGUUUUACAACCCACAUUUUAAAAAUCUGGUAAAUAAUAAGUCAGGCUGUGAUAUUGCCAGUGUAAGUAAUGAAUAAUGAUUUUUUUUUUUUAAUCCAGUUACAUUACUGGGCAUUGUGUCAUUCACCAUUGACAGUUCUGAAAUGUGAGCUACAGAAAACAUUGUUUUUUAGUUUUAAAAAUGCUAAUCAUUUAAUUUGAUGAACAUUUGAAUUCAUAUGUAUUCCAACUAUAUGUAAUAGCCCUUUUUUCUAUUUAGGUGUGACCAUAUUCUUCGAGAUUCUAUCCCCUUGGCCAUACAGUGUAAUUUUUUUUACAGAAAGUAGCUUUAAUGCUUUAUACACUUUAAGUACCUAGGCCUAUACAAUUACGUGUAACAGCAUGUGAGGUGGCCUUGAUUUAAACAGUUGACGUUUCUAUAUUUUUAUUUAGUGCCAGUAACUGGUUUUUUGCAGUGCCAUUCAAUGGUACAAAGUGCCACUUACCAGAGAUUGACAUACUGAAAUAUAUUAUAUAAUGAUAAUAUAUUUAAUGUUAAUGACUUUUUUAUAUGUAUGCAUAUAGUUUUGUUAGUCACAGUUAUUAAGUGUUAGAGCUAUUAGAAGCACAAGAUAGCCUAUUACUGAAUUUACUUGCCUUAAACCGUAACAUGCCCCAUUGAAUAAAAGUAUCUGUACAAAAACUUGUACAGUUUUUGGUUGCCAUCUGAAAAAGUUUACCCAUGAAUAAACAUUUAUAUUAACUAAUUAUAUCAUUUUCAAUGCAUUAAAAUGAAUAUUCUCCUACAGUGGUGCCUCGCAAGACGAAAUUAAUUCAUUCCGCGAGUUUUUUCGUCUUGCGGUUUUUUUCAUCUUGCGAAGCAUGGUGUCGGAAAAGUUUUGGAAAAGCUUCAAAAAUACCAAAGUCUUCAAAAACCUCAAAAAAGGCUACCACACCGCAUGGUAUGAGUUGCUCCUCGAAGUCAAGUCGCAACUGUAUUAACGGUUUUAAGAAAAAGGAAACAAACUUGCAAGACGUUUCCGUCUUGCGAAGCAAGCCCAUAGGGAAAAUCGUCUUGCGAAGCGACUCAAAAAACCAAAAACCCUUUCGUCUAGCGAGUUUUCCGUCUUGCGGGGCAUUCGUCUUGCAAGGUACCACUGUAUUUAAAAUGAAAAUUCUCUAAUAUUCUCAUUAAUCGAGAAUAUUUUCAAAAUUUUUCUCCAAAAGGUUAUUCUCGAGAAUUUAACAUGACUAAACAAGAGUCCCAUUGGGUCAGUGGAAUCCCUCUGGCACAGCAUUAGAGUUUUAUAUGUUGGAGGGUCUUUUUUUCUCCCAGCCAGUGAGUUUUAUAUGAAGGAGCAGUCAAACAGGUAACCUGCAGUCUUAUCAAGAGCUUCACUGCGUGAUUUACUUGACGGUGUGGGUCAAGCUCCUAGGCUAUAUAGACCCCUCACCAUUUUUCAUUGAUAUGUCUCAAUUGAUGGUAUCAGCACUGGCUUUCUUGGAUUGAAGAAAAAUGUGAUGCACCUUGGAUUGAGAAGUAAUGUUUCUAUUCCCAUUUCGGCCUCCUCCAAAUCCAAGUCGGCUGAGUAAUGUUCCCACUUACUUGUAAGUGAGAUGGUCCUCCACAGCAUACUGACUGUUGCCCAGGAAAUACGGAAUCCCCUCUUUCCAUGGGCUGCGUCAGGUUUCUUUCCUAAUGGCAUUCCCCAGUGAGGCUGGCGUGCUUCUUUUCAACAUGCUUUUGGUGGCUUCUCCUUUUGUUGAGUCAGCUGCUUUGUUGAUGCUACGUCAUGAAUUGAAGUUUUAUUAUUUCGGUCACAGACCAGUUCCAGCCCACAUACAAUAUCAAGGAAGUCAUAAAACAUGAUAGGGAUACAUUUGAGUUUGCAAUUCGGUAUAACAGGGACACUACAGAUAUAGCAACAGUUAAAAUAUAUAAAAGUUUUAACUUAGUCGCUAACAUAUAACCUAAAAUUAUCAUUUAAGUCCUUAAUCAUUUUGAUACCACAGCUUGUUCCCUAAGUUUUAUGGCAAUCACGCAGAAUUUGGUUUUAAUCCGAUUUUGUUUUGUGUGACCAUUUUGAAGCUACUUUGUGAAAAGCGGUUUACAAACGGUAAAUAAAAACAAUCACCGACUUCUCUGAGUCAUAUAAUGGAGAAGGCAUAUCUUGUUCUCUUGUUGCAACUAUAUUUGGCACAUUGGUUGAAUGUGUUUAUCAAUUAGGUAUGUAGGAGGUCUUCUUUAUGCAGCCAGUCUUACAAAUUCUUUUGGCCUGCGUGUCCCACAGUUGAAAUUCUAUAGGCCCUUUUGGGCCUCAACUACGUGAAAUACUUUUCUUAAAUCAGCACUAAUCCACCUACUGGGUAACAAUAAGACUAUUGUGUUAUAGUAGUUCUAGUGUAAAUUUUGGGAGAAGUUAGCUGUUUAAUAUGCUUGCAGUUCUGUUCUUAUUUUGACCUUUUAUUAUUCCUGCAAAAUAAAUACAUUUCUUUUUUAAGCGUGUGGAUUUGGUUUACAGGAAAUUCAACGUUUGCAAGAUGAUGCUGAUAAAGCAAACAAGCAAGCUUCUUUGCUUGAAAGAGAGAACCAGAGGCUUGAAAUCCAAGUCAAAGAUCUUUCACAACAGGUUAGUUUGGUUUUUUUAAGUGGUUCACUCUUGUAAGCCUAUAUACCUUGAUAUACUAUUUCACCUUAAAGUUAGAGUCAGUUUUUGAAAGUAUUGGGAUUCUGAACCUCUGCUUACUCCAGAGUAAGCCUUAAUGAUUUCACUUGGAAUUAAUUUUAAGCAUGCACUUUUAAGAUUGCAGCCUUAAAAUAACGUCAGCUCAGUGCAGCCCGUACCUUUUAUUUCAUAAAUUCAUAACCUAUUGUAUUCCACAUUGAUGGCAGUAAAUAAUCGAAACAACAUGAUACAAUAUGCACUUAAAAAUAAAGUCAGUUUGUAUUAAAAAGCAGAAUGACCGUUUUAACAUCUCGCAUAGAAUUCUUGCAGCACAGCUCUGGAAGAGCUAUUGUCCUGUUGUAUGAAUCAUCUGUUUUCCUUUUUAAAGAUAAGAGUGCUUUUGGUGGAACUCGAAGAAGCCCGAGGCAACCAUGUUAUCCGCGAAGAAGAAGUGAGCUCUGCUGACAUCAGCAGCUCUUCCGAAGUCAUAAGCCAACAUCUGGUCUCCUACAGGAACAUUGAGGAACUUCAGCAGCAAAACCAACGCCUCUUAGUGGCUCUCAGAGAGCUGGGUGACGCCAAAGAGAAAGAGGAGCAAGAAACCACUUCAUCUAAGUAUGCUCCCCUUUAGCAGCAUGUUCUGACAUCCAGAAAUCUGAUCUUAAUCACAUAUUUGUUCUGUUUAGAAAGCAGUAAUAUAAGACAUAUUUGUUACCUGAGGUUGAUUUUAAAAAAAUAAAAAAUUAGUACAAUUGUUUUCUCUCCAUGACAGGAUUUCUGAGCUGCAGAGUCAACUCAGUGAAGCUAUCACUGAGCUGGAAAAGUUACGUGAGUCACGGCACCACCAGAUGCAGCUUGUAGACUCCAUAGUUCGCCAGCGUGACAUGUAUCGCAUCUUGCUGGCACAGACGUCGGGAGUUUCCAUUCCAUUGCAAGGUAUGGUCCCUUCAAUAAUGCCAAUGUACUUCUUUGUAAUGCGAGGAAAGCAAGGUUUAGGCUUUGGAGCCAGUGUGGUGUAGUGGUUAAGAGCGAUAGACUCGUAAUCUGGGGAACCGGGUUCGCGUCCCCGCUCCUCCACAUGCAGCUGCUGGGUGACCUUGGGCUAGUCACACUUCUCUGAAGUCUCUCAGCCCCACUCACCUCACAGAGUGUUUGUUGUGGGGGAGGAAGGGAAAGGAGAUUGUUAGCCGCUUUGAGACUCCUUCGGGUAGUGAUAAAGCGGGAUAUCAAAUCCAAACUCCUCCUCCUCCUCCUCUUCUUCUUCUUCUUCUUCUUCUUCUUCUUCUUCUUUUUCUUCAUUGUGUACAGUGAGAAUUGGAGAGGGUAGAAUGGCAAGCAUGUCCCAAAAGUUUGCCUAACCGUUUCUCAGGUUGUGAUUUUCUGAUUGGAACAAAUUGCUCAAACUUUGUGAAGGAACAGUGUAGAUUCAAUCUUACAUUCUAUGUUGCUUGAUGUUCCAAAUGCACAACACAUUGCGAGACGUGAGGUUACGGGGAACCAGGCAGAGGGCCUUGUCGGUAGUGGCGCCCACCCUCUUGAAUGCCCUCCCAUCAGAUGUCAAGGAAAUAAGCAGCUAUCCUAUUUUUAAAAGACAUCUGAAGGCAGUCCUGUUUAAGGAAGUUUUUAAUAUUUAAUGCUGUAUCGUUGUUAAUAGUCGAUUGGGAGCCGCCCAGAGUGGCUGGGGAAACUCAGCCAGAUGGGCAGGGUAUAAAUAAUAAAUUAUUAUUAUUAUUAUUAUUAGUGGAGGAAUCAAUUUAAUUUUGAUUCAUGCUUUCAGCCGCAUAUUGGGCCUCUUUAAGAAGUAACAACACUGCACAGCUUUAGCUGAGAAUUUUGUGAGAUCACAGGAAUUUUGUGAGACUUCGCAGCUGAAAGCAGGAGUAGAAGGCAGUAAGGUUGAGAAGAUUGUGUGACAGCACCUCAGGCACUUCAAGGACAUCAGCUGUGGCAGGAGGCACCUGCGUUCUUCCUCAGCUGAGCUAGAUUUUAGUGGCAGAAUCUGGAGAAUAUAAGCUUUCACCCUGGGGGCAGUGGGAGCAGGAGAAGAUGACGGUCCCUUUCGCCAAAAGAAUUGAAGCUCCCCAAAGCAAGUUGGACAGCUGUGCAGAAAUAAACACAGCUUGCAUGUUUAUGAGGAUUUGCAUAAUAUGCUCCAGUUGUUGAAAGUGCUCUAGUAAUGCAGAAGUGCGGGAGAAAGAACCUCUGGCCUUUGCUGUUAGCGGGAGAAAUGGGAUUCUGAGUUCCUAAUUAUAUGGUUGUAAUAUAUUGUAGGACGCGGGUGGCACUGUGGUCUAAACGACUGAGCCUAGGACUUGCUGAUCAGAAGGUCGGCGGUUCGAAUCCCUGCAACAGGGUGAGAUCCUGUUGCUCAGUCCCAGCUCCUGCCAACCUAGCAGUUCAAAAGCCCGUCAAAGUGCAAGUAGAUAAAUAGGUACCGCUCCGGUGGGAAGGUAAACCACGUUUCCAUGCGCUGCUCUGGUUCGCCAGAAGCGGCUUAGUUGUGCUGGCCACAUGACCCGGAAGCUGUACGCCGGCUCCCUCGGCCAAUAAAGCGAGAUGAGCGCCGCAACCCCAGAGUCGGUCACGACCGGACCUAAUGGUCAGGGGUCCCUUUACCCUUUACCUUAAUAUAUUGUAAGCUGUCUAGAUCAUUUGAUCCAGAUGUAGGCACAAAUGUAAAUAAAAACAUGAACUUUGAUAGAAUUUGAGGUCUGGUAUGCAGAAUUCCACAACCCAUGAAAAUGUCACUGUUGGAAAGUGUAGCCCAUUAGUGUGAAUGAGAACCAGUAAUGUGCACUGGGUUAACGGUCAGACUCCUGCCAAGGUAAAGGUAAAAAGGGAUGCGGGUGGCGCUGUGGUCUAAACUACUGAGCCUCUUGAGCUUGCUGAUUGGAAGGUCAACGGUUCAAAUCCCCACGACGAAGUGAGCUCCCAUUGCUUUUUCCCAGCUCCUGCCAACCUAGCAGUUCGAAAACAUGCCAGUGAAAGUAGAUAAAUAGGUACCACUGCAGCGGGAAGGUCAACAGCGUUUCCGUGUGCUCUGGUUUCCGUCACAGUGUUCCGUUGCACCAGAAGCAGUUUAGUCCUGCUGGCCACAUGACCCGCAAAGCUGUCUGUGGACAAACGCCGGCUCGCUUGGCCUGAAAGUGAGAUGACCACCGCAACCCCAUAGUCGCCUUUGAAUGAACCGAACUGUCCAGCGGUCCUUUACCUUUACUGCCAAGGACACAUGGGUCUGAACCCACAUCCACCCAUGCGAUUUUCUGGAUGACCUUCAGCUAGUGACACACUCACCGCCUGGCUCCCCCCCCCCCCCCAAGGUUGUGAGCAUAAAAUGGGGAGUAGGAGGACUGUUCUGAGCUCUCUAGGGAAAGGAUGGUUCGGAAAGGUAAGAAAUAAAGGAUCUUUCCGUUUUCUCUGAUCUGAUAAUGUUGCUUCUCUCUCUUUUAUAGCUUCAAGCAUCUUGCCAGAAGAAAUGUCUCUGGCAGUGACCCCUAAGCGUCUGUCAGGGGCGCCUCAGGCCAUGUCAACUCCUGCUGCUGUGCCAGUGACAGAAUCAGCAGAGGCAGUGGAGGCUAAGGCUGCUCUUAAACAGGUACCAGCCAGUCUUUCUCCAAACGCCUUUUCCUCAUCUUUACAAAAGGAGCCCAGUUUUCUGCUUGGCCUUGUAUUUAUCUUUGAACGCGUUUGACUUGCUCUACAGCUGCAGGAGUUCUUUGAGAGCUACAAGAAAGAAAAGGCAGAGAAUGACAAACUCCUGAAUGAGCAAAAUGAGAAGCUUCAGGAGCAGGUUACAGACUUGAGGUCACAGAAUACAAAGAUUUCCACCCAACUUGAAUUUGCUUCCAAGCGGUAAGACAGUAUUAAUGAAUGGUUCGUGGGUGUUCCUCUCAGCAUUCUCCCCUGGGUGGUCUCCACCCAUUAAAGUGUCCCCACCUAGCUGAGAAUGAACUCUGUUUGAUGUAGCAGGUUCUGGAUUCUGGGCUCUUACAAAAUCAUCCAGUUUACUUUGCUUGCACUUCUGCUGUGGGCUCGCUUGUAGAAAUGAAGCCGAUCGCUUCUUUUAGACAUUUUCACGGAGAUGCAGCCUGUUUUCUGCUAUAAAUCAGGAAACUCGGCAUCCUUCCAAGAUUAGGGCGUUUGAUCUCCUCUCCUGCUGAUAAGUAGUUGGUAGAUUGAGUCGAGCUGGAGCUAAUUAAGGCUUUCUCUGAGACUUUCCAGGGCUUUCUCUAAAACUUUUAGCUUAAACGUUGUGAUUAUAGUAAUUAAGAAAAAGAUACCGAGCAAUAAAAUACUAGAACUGAUAAAAGCUAAUAAAAAGCUGAUAAAACUAAUAAAAAACACAACUGACGCGCAGCUCAAAUCGAUGCUUCCUCUAACGACGCCAUCGUUAAUGAAUGCUGACGAAAGACUUCUGUACUAUUAAUGCAAUUGGAGGAUUGCAGUUUGUGCCCUGAAACCUGGAGUUUUAGUGGCAGUAAUCUCGUGCAGUAAAUAGGACAAAUUACUUCAAGGAACAUGGUAGACUCUUAACACUGCCUGAUCAAACUAAGGUUAGGAGAUGGGAGUACUAUGCAGCGUCAUAACUUCCUCCACUUUUUAGGUAACCAUGGUUGGCAGUACAUCUGCACCAUGGUUUUCAAUAACCUUGGUUAGUUUAAAACCAUGGUUUACAAUCCUGGGCUGAUAGAGAAUAAAUGUUUUAAAUAAUGAAAAUAAACUCAAAGAGGUAUGAACUGAUUAAAAAUAUUCAGUAACUUGCAUCCUCUUUCUUAAACAUUCUUGGGGGUGGGCCAAAAACCAUGCUUAGAACUGUCUGUACUCGGUAAGAUUACCAGUUAAUUUAGCCACUGGAAAACUUGCACACAAAAAACCUAUUCAGUUGUUUGUUUCCAGUUGAUUUUAGUGGAAACAAAAUUGUUAGAAUUCUCCUCAUUUGAGUUUGUAAUACCAAUUUGGUUGAAAUAUGAUCUUAUCUAUGUUCCUUGUGAAGUUACGAGAUGCUUCAGGAUAAUGUGGAAGGAUAUCGGCGAGAGAUAACAUCAUUGCAUGAAAGAAUCCAGAAGCUUUCAGCAACCACUCAAAAACAAGAACAAAUUAUCAACACUAUGACUCAAGAGCUGAGAGGAGCUAAUGAAAAAUUAGCUGUGGCAGAAGUAAGUAGUACAACAUAUUAUGCAUAACUGAAUGUUCCAGGGAAAGGGAGAAGUGUAGUCUUAUUAGACUAUACCAACUGGUAGGGUCUACGUUGCUCCCGGGAGGGAGAAAGGAAGUCAAAUGACACUGAGGUUUGGUUCAGAGAAAGAGUUUAUUCUGCUCUCCGGAUAGCAGAAGGCACUUGCGUGGCCAGUCCAUAGCAAGUCCAAAGAAAUGAGAAAUUUCAUGCAGUAUAUAUAUCCUCCAGGCACCCUCUCCACCCCCCCCCCCAGGAAUCCAACCACAUCAGCUUAUACAUGUAAGUUGACAUCCACGACCAUAAACAGAUAUUCCUGUUCCGGUACUCUUCACCAUAAAAGGGUGUUCCUGUUCUUGUUCCUAUACUCUUAUCUUGGAGCAAGAGGUCACCAACUCUAAGAGCGCUCCUGGCGCCGUUCCCGGGUGGCUGAAAAGGUCUGUACGUCAGUGUGGUCAGGACGUAAGAUAAGACCCAGACGUCUCAUCCCUGCUCUACUCUGGAACUGACAAGGUCAUCCCUUGCCAUCACGGACUGAUAAAGGAGAGAGCUUUGAGCACUUGUUUAUACAGCUGGCUUUCUGUUUAUACAUUGACUCAAGCUCAAGCUUCCUGAGCUUGAAAAGCUCAAGUUAAUGCAUUUUAGAAAUGCUCCCUUGGAGAAGGAAAAAUGUGGAGUUUGGGUCCCGUUUCAGACUGACUGCACAGAAGGAAGAAUUCCUUCAGAAGGAAGAAUUAUGUUGUGUGAGUGAACUUUAUUCAGCACACACAUAUCCCACUUAAUACUACUACUUCUUGUUACUUAUUGAAUUGAUUAUUUAUUGUUUAUUGCAUUUAUAUACUGCCCUUCAUCUAAGAUCAUAGCUCAGAAAGAGAAUUAUAGCUUGAAAAGCUUUGGGAAUUAUCACAUCAUUAGCUUAUUGUUCAUCAUUGAGGUGGUUGACAGCAACAUAUUUCUGUUUCUAGGGACGGCAUGAGCCUAGCUAAGCUGUGAUUAAUAUGUUUUGGCUUUAUGUACUCAAGUGGCCGAAAACUCACUGGGAAUGUAAAUUUUGGGUUAAUAACUCACUUUAUACAGAUGUCAACACUUAACCUUACCAGGAUUGAAUUAACCUAGGAUCAAAUGUAAUCUCUUUCAAAGGUGAGAGCAGAGAAUUUGAAAAAAGAGAAGGAUAUUUUGAAAAUGGCAGAGGUUCGCCUGACUCAGCAGAAAGAUUCUUUAGUAACAGCACAGAGAGGACAAAAUAUGCUGCUUACUAAUCUGCAAUCUAUUCAGGUUUGUUUGUGCCCUCUUUACUCAUGCUCUCCGGGUCUCAGCAGGGCGUGUUCAUGGAGGAAAGCUUGCUCAGGAACAACACAAUGUUUCUCUUGCACAUAGGUCUGUGUGUAAGUAACAGAUUUGGGGGCGGGGGCUUUACAGCCAGUAAGAGAGCCAGUGUGGUGUAGUGGUUAAGAGCGGUGGACUCGUAAUCUGGUGAACUGGGUUCGCUUCCCUGCUCCUCCACAUGCAGCUGCUGGGUGACCUUGGGCCAGUCACACUUCUCUGAAGUCUCUCAGCCUCACUCGCCUCACAGAGUGUUUGUUGUGGGGGAGGAAGGGAAAGGAGAAUGUUAGCCGCUUUGAGACUCCUUCGGGUAGUGAUAAAGCGGGGUAUCAAAUCCAAACUCUUCUACAGAAGCAUUUGGGAGCGCUCUUCCUUUCAGCACAAUUCAGCAAAAAUGUUCCAUGUUAGUAUAUAUUGUUCUUUACUAGGUGAUACUGGAAAGGGCUGAGACCGAAACUCAACAGAGGCUCAAUAACCAAAUAGAGAAAUUGGAGCGUGAAAUAGCCCAACUGAAGAAAAAACUAGAAAAUGAGGCGGAACAAAGGCAUUCAGUUAACAAAACUCAAGAUGUAAGUAUGAGAAAUUAAAGAAACAAGUCGUUGACAUAGCACUCUUGUGGUUUUUGAAAAGAAAGACAAAUGGAUCUCCAUUCAUUUCUGGUUCAAGGCACCAGAAUGGAGUUCAUACAGUAUUUAUUCAAGUCGUAGAGUUGCUUCGAAAACUGCCCCAUGUGUAGAAGGCUUUAUCCACUCAUGGAAGAAAUGCCUUAUAAUGUUUCUAGAGGAGAGCGUAGACAAGCGAAACAAAAUCCAAAGAAAUCUUAUGCUUGAGCAAACAUGAGAGCUGCUGUACAACCUACCUAUUACGCCUAGGGAAGGGGGAUGAAAUUCAUUUAAUGUACAUUUUCAUACAAACCUACCUAAUUCACAUUUCCCCAAACAAAACGCAAAUAUCUUCUGCAGUUCAUAGUUUUUCUCAGUUUUGUGAAGAGAUGUGCAAAAUUCUGUUUUAAGCUACCUAUGGUUGCAGUUGAGUUACGUUUUAGUCGCUGUCUUUGAAGUAAAGUAUGGCCGUUCCUUUUCAGAUUCACUUAUUGGAUGCUAAAAGACAGCUUGAGACAGAAAUAAAUCUUCAUGCUAGCACAAAAGAACUGCUGAAGAAUGCCCAAAAGGACAUUGCAACAUUAAAGCAACAGCUUCACAAUAUGGAGGCCCAGUUAGCAUCCCAGUCAUCACAAAGAGCUCCUGGUCAAGGUAAGAAAAGAAAAAGUGUAAACAUUUGCUAAGUUGAACCUGUGUCUAGCGUGUGUAAAACAUGAGAAAACAGCUUCCAUGUUUGUUGUUGUUUAGUCAUGUCUGACUCUUCAUGACCCCAUGGACCAGAGCACGCCAGGCACUUCUGUCUUCCACUGCCUCCCGCAGUUUGGUCAAACUCAUGCUGGUAGCUUCGAGAACACUAUCCAACCAUGUCGUCCCCUUCUCCUUGUGCCCUCAAUCUUCCCCAACACCAGGGUCUUUUCCGGGGAAUCUUCUCUUCUCAUGAGAUGGCCAAAGUAUUGGAGCCUCAGCUUCAGGAUCUGUCCUUCCAGUGAGCACUCAGGGCUGAUUUCCUUAAGAAUGGAUAGGUUUGAUCUUCUUGCAGUCCAUGGGACUCUCAAGAGUCUCCUCCAGCACCAUAAUUCAAAAGCAUCAAUUCUUCGGCCAUCAGCCUUCUUUAUGGUCCAGCUCUCAGCUUCCACGUAGUAUGCCCCCAAAUCCAGAAUUAAUUUGAAGAACACUUUAUUUUGUUUAACCUUAUCUUUGCCAUUUUUAGGCCAGCCAAGUGCAAACGAGGAUGUGGAUGAUCUCAUAAGUCGAUUGAGACAGUCUGAGGAGCAAGUGAAUGAUUUGAAGGAAAGGCUGAAGAUUGCCACAAGUAAUGUGGAGCAAUACCAAGCUAUGGUUGUAAGCCUCGAGGAAUCCCUGAACAAAGAGAAGCAGGUACUGGGCUAAUAAAACUGCCUGCUCAAUAUGACUUAGACAUGGAACUAUGUUUUCAUGGUACAACCGCACAAACGCAAGCAGUUUUCUUGUGAUUUAGUCAGAAGGUGGGGGAAACAACCCUCGAGAAUUGGGAUCCAGCACUGCUUUGCAUGCCCAGGUGGCAGUGUACUUUUAAACUGGUGUCCCAGCUGUGUCUUUUCCUUGAUCAAUUAAUGCUGGUAAUCUCAGGUGCCCUGCAGGUGGGGGUGACUUGGGGAAAACAGCCUCGCUGGCAUAGAUGCCCACAAUGGGGGGGGGGCAGUUGCCCCCCUCUAGGUGAAUAACAGUUUCCAGAUUCUCAGCUUUCACUAAAAAAAGAGAAGAAAAACCUUAUAACAUUUGUAGAACCCAAAAUAUUAUUUAAAAUGUGCAGGGACUAUUUCCCCGCUCCCUUCCUUUUUGUGAACAACUAGCCUGCUCUCCCGUUUCACUUUUUACUACCCUCUCCUAAAAAUCCAUACAGACGCAUAUGUUUGCGGGCCAGAAUAGGAUCCCUGACAGAUCUAAUUAGACCUGUGGGCCGGAGUUGGCACACUGCUGCUGUGAUCAAUACGGUCAAAUAAUUUGUGUAGGUCCCUUACAUGAGCUGAUAUUGCUGAAAGCCAGUGGAAAAGAUCUCAUUUUUAAUUGGCAUUUAUUUAGGAACUAUAAAAUAAAAAGUGGCCCAAGAGUAUCUCAGACAUGCUUUGUCCUCACAGCAGAUUCCUCAAGCUAACAGCUUGCCCUUUAUCUGUUACACUUGUAGAUUUUUCUCACCCUUUAAAAUGGGAGGGUUAGGGUUAGGAUUUGAGCAUUGGCCUGUAAUUCAGAUUUGAGCAUUGGCCUGUAUUUCUCAAGCUUGCUUUCCAUUCUCAGUGAAAGUGAUGGACUGUAGGCAGGUUUUCUGUGUGCUGUGUGCCACUUACGGAUAUCACAUUUAAAACUGAGUUAAUUGUGCAGGUAACUGAAGAAGUUCGCGCUGCCGUUGAAGCCCGCCUGAAGGAGGCCUCUGAGUACCAGUCCCAACUAGAAAAGAAAUUGAUGGAGGCAGAGAAGGAAAAGCAGGAACUUCAGGAUGAGAAACGUAAAGCUAUAGAGAACAUGGAACAGCAGGUAUAGAAGCACGAGUAUUCUCCUUCAUAUUUUUUCCUUUCACUGUAGCUAGCAAGAGAACUUGGCCAGGCUACAAAGGGCUUCUCUGUGGAAGGACUUGAGCAUAUCUAGUGUAAUUUUUAUUCUUAAGGUUUUCUUUAACUCGGUGAACAUGCAGACCCUGAUGCCAUUUUGCCAUGUGCUUUUGCAAGUCCUCUCUGUUUGCCAUGUGGCAUGUGGAGGGUGUGUGUCAGGGCUGCUGUUCUUAAAAACUGCCACCCAAAGCCCCAUUGGACAUACAGAGUUACUUGUGUUAAUUAAUUCACACAAUUACCAUAUUUUUUGCUCUAUAAGGCUCACUUUUUCCCUCCUAAAAAGUAUGUGUGUGCGUCUUAUGGAGCGAAUGCAGGCUGCGCAGCUAUCCCAGAAGCCAGAACAGCAAGAGGGAUUGCUGCUUUCACUGCGCAGCGAUCCCUCUUGCUGUUCUGGCUUCUGGGAUUCAGAGUAUUUUUUUUCUUGUUUUCCUCCUCCAAAAACUAGGUGUGUCUUAUAGAGCGAAAAAUACGGUAUUUUUUUCUGAUGCGGUCAUCACAAAAUAACCUUUAUCUUUUGAAAUCUUCCUUUUUCCUCAGCGUGUGAUGGAAAACAGCCAGUGAUGACAGUGUUUGUUUCAUUCAGAUGAAAAGCAUGAUUAUAUCAAUCUGCCCUAAGCAUGCAGAGGGUUUUUUAUUGGGGAAGUUUGUGUAGAAGUAAAGAACUGCCUUAGAUGACCUUGAAUUAAGUCAAAUUCAGGUUUAGCACUUAAUUAAAUUUUGAUUAUUCAGUGCGCCAAUCAGCUGUAACUUUAAAAUGUAAUGGUUUUCAAAAGUUUGUGAUUGUUUGACACUUGAUGUUUAAUGACUAGCUUUCUGAGCUGAAGAAAAAUCUCGCCAGUAUGAAGUCUGAAGUCCAGGAAGCUCUUCAGAGAGCAAAUACAGCUCUUACCAACGAGCAGCAUGCUAAACGGGACUGCCAAGAACAAGUAAGUUUUUAUAAGGCCUAUCCAGACACAGGAUAUUGUUGAUAAUUUAUGUUCCAUUUGUAGCCUUAUUGGAGUCCUGCGGACAGGAGGAAGGAAGUCAAAUGACACCAAGGGUUGGUUCAGAGAAAGAGUUCUUUAUUUCUGCUCUCCGGAACAGCAGAAAGGCACUUGCGUGGUCAGUCCACAGCAAGUCCAAAGAAAUGAGAGAUUACAUGCAGUAUAUAUAUCCUCCAGGCACCCUCUCCCCCCUCCCCAGGAAUCCAGCCACGUCAGCUUGUGCACGCAGGUUGACAUCACAGAUGUUCCUGCUCCGGUAUUCUUAACCAUAAAAGGGUAUUCCUUCCUGUACUUCUGACCAUAAAAGGUUGUUCCUGUUUCCUAUGCUUGCUCUUGGAGCAAGAGGUCAUCAACUCCCAAGAACACACUCUGGCGCUGUUCCUGGACUAGGUCUGUGCGUCUUUGUGGUCAGGACGUAAGAUAAGGCACAGAUGUGUCUUCCCUGUUCUACUGGUACAGUCAAGGCCAUCCUUGCUGUCACGAACUGAUAAAGGAGAGAGCUCUGAGCACUUGUUUAUACAGCUGGGUUUUGGCUCAAGAGCUCAAGUGAAAGCAUUUUAGCUAAGGAAAAAUAGGGAUUUUGGUGGAGUUUCAAACUGCCUGCACAGUCAGUUUUGGGUUUGGGAAACCCAUUCCUUCACGUUGAUUUUCCAUGACUGUGUUUCUCAUAAAUGAGGAUUGUGCACUCACACCUCUUUUGUACCAGCUCCAUUGAUUGCCACCCUUUUUUUGGACCAGUGGGCACAUUUUGGUUCUGAAAAAGGGUGUGGUUGUCACGGGUGUGUGGUGUAACACAACAUGAGUGCUGUGAGUGUGUGGCAUAACACAAAAUUGGAGAGAGUGUAGUCAUUGCUGCUUACACCUGCUUAGGAAAUCAGCUAUGUCCUACUGGUUCCUGAUUGUGGAGAUCACACAAUAUUUACAUUUCCUUCUGCCCUCCCAAAAAAUGCUGUUGAUGUGUAAUAACAGGGAGCAUUCCCCAGUACCAGGAGAAAUAUACAAGAUGUCCACACACCGCACAGAUUACAAGCAAGCACUGCAUCUCUCUCACACACAUACAGUCUCAUUCUCCAUGCGCACGCACGCACAGACACACACACACAAGUACUUCCCAUAUAUAGCUGCCUCUGUCUGCUCAGAUGUAGUUCUCCCUCUCUGUCUCACAGACCCUUCAUACAUGCAGAUCACACACUGCUAACAUACCUGCCCCCAUACUCCAAUACAUCUCCCCCAAACAGUAUAUACCUCACCCUCCACCCACCCACCUGCAUGUACACCUAUCUCUCUGUCUCACAAACUACACACAUACCCAGAACAAAUGUACAUAAUACCUUCCCGUCUCUUUCACACACACCAAGCACACAGACACGGCACCUCUCUCCAUCUCUUGCUGCCCAGGUACAUCUCUCUCAAUUACACAUAGAGACCGUGCAUGAACAACCUACCCUCCGCAUUCAGAAAAGCUCCAGAGGCAAAGAAAGGUGCCUGCAAUCUCCCAAAAAGACACCCCCCCCCAAGAAAACUAAAAGGAAAAAAGGAAGGCCCCCAAUCUGACGCUGGCUCUCUGGUAGCUCGGGGACACUAAGCGAGUCUACAGGCACCAGGUUGGUGUUCCCUGCACUAGCCUAAUGGGAGUACAAUGGUACCUUGGUUUGCGAACAGUCUGGUUUGCAUACGUUUUAGAUUACAAACACGUCAAACCCGGAAGUGCGUGUCCCGGUUUGCGAACUUUUUUUGGAUUACAACCUUUUUUUAUUAUUAUUACGAACAAAUUUGGAAGGAGAAGGAAUUUGCCCAUGUGAAGACCAUCAGGUGGAAACUCUUACACAUAUAGUUCUUAAAUGUAAACUAUAUGUUGAUCUCCACCAGCAGUUCCUAGAUCAACUCUGCAUCCCCAAAUGGAAACCAGAGUUAGAGGUCAUACAUUUUCUAUUAUUGGGGAAUAAUCAAGAGCUCACCAAGUUAGUGGCUAAAUAUCUUUAUCCGUUUUUUUGUCCUCGAAACACAUUGCAGACGUCUGAUCUCCCUGGAGACCUAGAGAUGUAAUGUUAGACUGCUUUGCCUCUUUCAUUUGACAAAUGAUUUGUGUCACUGGGAAGGCGGGAAUUCUGUACUGAUUUGCUAUGGAUGUUUGUAUGUGAUGCCAAUAAAAGGUUUGAUGAUGAUGGAAAAUUUUGGGGGAGGCCCCAUUGGCGAAAGAGUGCCUUGAGUUACACAACCUGUUUUGGUUUACGAACGAACCUCCGGAACGGAUUGUGGUUGUAAACCAAAGUACAACUGUAAUUGCAUGUUUAUUGCAUGUUGGUCUGCACUCACUGAAAAUGUGAAGCAUCAGUGUCUUAUCCCUUUUUGUUAGAAUGACACUGUAAUGCUAUAUCGCUUGGGAACUUGUAUGCAAGCUUAUGUAAUCAGUGGGCUCCUGCUACAAAAAAAAUAAAUCUGUCUAAUCUAGAAUGCAGUUAUGGAAAACUCUUGUAUCCUAAAUUUUAGGAGAACCAGCAAGGCUGCUUGGAAUGGGCUGGGUUUUGUUUUCCCCACUUAAACUUACACAUCACUUUAGUGACAAAAUGAGAACCUUUAAAGUGCGGGGGGCCAAAUAAAGUGAAUUGAAUUCCUUAAAAGUUCAGAAAUGGUGAUAGCUGGGUGUUUUUUUUAACAGGCCAAGAUAGCAGCGGAAGCACAGAAUAAAUAUGAGCGGGAGCUGAUGCUUCAUGCCUCUGAUGUUGAAGCCUUGCAGGCUGCCAAAGAACAAGUUGCUAAGAAUUCCACAAUAAAGCAGCAAUUGGAGGAAGCUGCCCAGAAAGCAGAAGCUGCAUUGCGAGAGAGCAGAGCUUCGUGGGAAGAGAGAGAGAGAAUGUUAAAGGUAACUUUUCCGACUGUACAAGUUUUACACAUAACUGUAUGUGAAAUCCUGAAAGCAGGUGACAUUAAAAAAUAAAAUAAACUCUUCUCUUAAAGGAUGAAGCUUCUAAGCUGGCUUCUCGCUGUGAAGACUUAGAAAAACAGAACAGACUGUUGCAUGAACAGCUGGAAACUCUCAGCGACAAGAUGAUGUCUUCAAUGAAGGAAGGCAUGCCAGGAGCAUUAAAUGUGUCUCUCACUGAAGAAGGAAAAUCACAAGAACAGAUAGUGGAAAUUCUCAGGUGUGUUAUUUAGUGUAUGGAUCUGAUGUCAUUCCCAGGCCCUAAGGAAGCCAGACUGUCCUCCACCAGGGCCAGGGCUUUUUCAGUGACUGCUCUGACCUGGUGGAAUACUCCGUCCCACAAGACUAGGGCCCUGCAGGACUUGAUCUCCUUCCUCAGGGCCUGUAAGACAGAGCUAUUCCGCCUGGCCUUCAAUUUGAAUUAGCUUGAUCCUAUAUUCCCUUUUCCCUUUCCUCUUCUAUGAAGAGCCCCUUUCUGGGACCCCACAUUUAAAUUCUUCCCUGGUCUCCUUGCUGGCCCUAGUAGAACCAACUUGGCCCGGUAGGCCUGGUGAUCAUUUGAUGUCUACUGACUGGGGUGGUUUUGUUUUGUUUUUCCCCAAAAUGACCCCUGAAUUUUUGAAUGUUAUUGAUAUUGAUGUUGCAUUUUAUGUUGUAUUUUAUGCUGUUAUUAAGUCACAUUUUAAUCAAUGUUUUAUAUUUGCUGUUAGCCGCCCUAAGCCUGGUUUUUAAACCGGGAAGUGUGGGUAUAAAAUUAUUAUCAUUAUCAUCAUUAUUAUUUAAUUGGCAAAGUAAUGAACCACAGGAGUACACAAAGUGGGUAUCCUCCAGAAAAUGUGGACUACAAAUCCCCCAGAGAACACGGCAAGUCUAUAAUCCACAACAUCUGGGGAGAGCACCAUCUUUAGUAUUAUUACUGUUUUAAGCUGCCCAUUUGACUGGGUUUCCCCAGCCACUCUGGGUGGCUCGCAACAAAAUAUUCGCUAUACCCUGCUUCAGGGCCCAUUUGCAAUUGUUUCAAGGGGAUUUUUGAAAUGCCUAGUAUUUGAGCAGAUUUGACAAAAUCAAAACUUCUUCCCAUUGGUAUAGAAGGUCAUCGGGUUGGGAUUUUGCUCCACCUUGUGGUCGAAGGCAGGGGGUAGGCUUUUGUGGUAACCGGGUGGCUCUUCAAGAAUCCGGUUUGCUUUCCUGCCUUCAUUGAAACAAUUGUGAUUUUUCUGAAGCAGUUGAAAGAGCCAUAUUCUAGGGGUCAGGAAGAAGCAGCAGCAUUGUAAACUCACUCCUUUCUUGCACUCAGAUCCUCGCCCCGUGUGACUUCUCCCUCUUGGGUAUCUUAUGUGGCCAUUGCUAACUGAAGGCUGCUCCUAAACUCCAAUUCAGAAACAUGGCUUAAACCUUAACCAAGGGUAGCAAUGCGCACACACACACACACACACACACACACUGGUAACAUAGCAUAACACAGUCUGACAACCCACUUUCAGAUCCUAAACUAUAUGAUCUCGCACUGUGUCUGCAUUUGCCUGUAAUAACAUUAUAAGGCCGAAACAAAUCCCAAUAUUGAUUGGUCAUGUUUUCCAACUUCCCUUUAAAACCCAGCAAUUUUUAGCUUUGCGGGCUAAACAGUGUUUUGUUGAGGCAUUUAAUCUCAAGUAGUGCUUCUUUCCACCGCAGGUUUAUACGCAGAGAAAAAGAGAUUGCAGAAACGAGGUUUGAGGUGGCACAAGUGGAGAGCUUACGGUACCGCCAGAGGGUGGAACAUUUGGAAAGGGAGCUCCAACAAUUGCAGGAAAGUCUGAACGCAGAGAGAGAGAAAGUGCAGGUAUGUAUGUGUGUGCCUAUGGUCACCUUUAGUUAGAAGUUAACAAAAGUAUUUCCCUUUGUAUAUUGACAUUUCAGAGUCCUGGAAACAUUCCUGUCCUAUUGACAGACAUGCAGUUUAUUAGGAAUGCUGCUUGUUUCGUUGGUAAUAUCUGGAGAACACCUCUGGCUUGCUUUCAGAAACACAACUGUUGUUACAUACAAAGAAUCUGAGAUAAUUUGCCUGUGCUGAAACAUCUGGUGUUUGAAGUGAAGAUGAAUGCUUAGAUUUAAGUUGGCUUCUUUAGAAAACAAUGAGAUUCCUCUGAGAAGAUUGGCAGUGGUGGCCAAGAUUCCCUGGAAGACCACUGGUCAAUUCUUUUCUCUGCAUUGCGAAGCCACAAGGAGUGUUGGCUGUGUUCUUGCAGUGAACCCACAAUUCAUAUGGGUCAAAACCCAGGCUACUGUUCUACGUGAACGGACUGUGACAAACGGAUGCUUCAAAAUGUUUGUGCAGCAGAGAUGUUCAUUGAUAGAGCUAUAGGUAGUUUUGAAACCACUGGAUUCAUGUAAUGGGCCAGAGGCUGAUCAGUACAGACACCUGGUAAGGGCCUGGAGUAGGAGAAUAAUAAUAAUUUAUUAUUUGUACCCUGCCCCUCUGGCUGGGUUUCCCCAGCCACUCUGUUCGGCUUCCAACAAAGAUUAAAAAUACAUCAAAAUGUCACACAUUAAAAAUUUCCCUGAACAGGGCUGCUUUCUAAAUGUCAGGUAGUUGUUUAUCUCUUUGACAUCUGAUGGAUAACCUUGUUAGAUACCACAGUGGCCUUUCAUGUUUGAGAAUUGUUCAUAUUAUAUGUGGGCGGCGCUGCAGUCUAAACCACUGAGCCUCUUGGGCUUGCCGAUCAGAAGGUCGGCGGUUCGAAUCCUCACGACGGGGUAAGCGCCCGUUGCUCUGUCCCAGCUCCUGCCAACCUAGCAGUUCAAAAGCAUGCCAGUGAAAGUAGAUCAAUAGGUACCACUGUGGCAGGAAGGUAAACAGCAUUUCCAUGCGCUCUGGUUUCCGUCAUGGUGUCCUGUUGCACCAGAAGCGGUUUAGUCAUGCUGGCCACAUGAGACAGAAAGCUGUCUGGAGAAACGCCAGCUCUCUUGUCCUGAAAGUGAGGUGAGCGCCGCAAUCCCAUAGUUGCCUUUGACUGGAUUGAACCGUCCAGUUACCUUUUUUUUAACCUUUUAUUAUAUAUAUUGCUCGCUCUGACAGUUAACUUUGCCGAGUUAACAGGGUUAAUGAACGCACUUAAUAGUUUCCCAAGAAAAUUACCAUGGCACUCCAGGUCGCAUCUUCCUGAAAACGUGGAUAUUGAUACACAUGUUUGGGAUUUCACUAUUGUGUUGAAUUUUAGGUGACAGCGAAAACAAUUGCUCAGCAUGAAGAACUAAUGAAGAAGACAGAGACCAUGAAUGUUUUGAUAGAAACCAACAAGAUGCUAAGGGAGGAGAAAGAGAGACUGGAACAGGAACUGCAGCAAAUGCAGGCAAAAGUCAGUAUGAAUUUUAAAUCUAGCUUUCAAAACCCUAAAACACUGAAAACCACAAAUUAUUGAACAAAAUGAGAAAUUACAGAAUAUACACUUAGCUCCCCCUGUGUCAAACCAUAAUUUACAACCUACAGUAAUUUGAGACAUUUGAAAGUUUCAAAUCAAGGAGCUGUUCAUUCACUGAGACACGACGUUAAACUCUGAAUGUGGAGAUUUUGGCUGUACCAGGAAACAGAGUCACUCGGAAGUAACUUCUAAACCGUUAUGUGUUCAGGUGCGUAAACUGGAAGCUGAUAUCUUGCCUUUGCAAGAGUCUAAUGCUGAACUGAGCGAGAAGAGUGGGAUGCUUCAAGCAGAGAAGAAGCUUUUGGAAGAGGAUCUCAAACGCUGGAAAGCACGGACCCAGGUGAGCUUACCUUAUAUUCAAGGACUAUUGUUUUGCAAUGCCUCAACAGGACAUUUCUCCAGAGUACAAUAAGGAGGUCCUCACUCCAAGAUGGGUGAAAAUGUUACAUAGUAGAAGACCAAGAAAGGGGAAUAAGACAAUAGAUAUGGUAUAAGAUUUGGGGCAGGUUUACACUUUUGCUUAGACGGUAAGAAGGGAAGCAUUUAAGAAAAGCUAAAAGCAUUAGGAGGGAUAUCUGCACUAAGGUAAAUAUUAUUGGGUGCUCAUGGAAAGAUAAGUAUUGAUCAGAGUGAGGGAGGAUGAAGAGGGAAGGGAUUUUUCUCUUCCUUUAGGCAGUUACAAGUAGGCAGCAGCCCUGAAUCUCAUGAAGUUUUCAGAAUGUGUGUUGCUGUGUGUUUUUGCUUUGUGAAUACAGUGGUACCUCUGGAUGCGAACGGGAUCCAUUCCGGAGCCCCGUUCGCAUCCAGAAGUGAAUGCAACCUGCGUCUGCGGGUCGCGAUUCUCCGCUUCCAUGCAUGCGCGUGACAUCAUUUUGAGCGUCUGCGCGAGCGGCAAAACCCGGAAGUAGCGUGCUCUGUUACUUCUGGGUUGCCAUGGAGCACAGCCCGAAAAGGCUUAACCUGAAGCGACUUCAACCCAAGGUAUGACUGCAUUUUAUAUUUUGAGGGAGUUUUUUUAGUUUUGUUACGUAUGUAUAGCUAUAUAUUUGUAUUGUAUUUGUUAUCUUUCUAUAAACCACUUAAAGACCCUGCUGAUACUAAGUGCAAUAUAAAUAUACGAAAGAAACCAGAUGAAUAAGAUAAAUUGGGGAAAAGAAUAAGCUCGCUCAUAGGUAAAUUUCUUCUUGCAGCAUUUAUUGAGCCAACAAAAAGACACAGAUAUUGAAGAGUAUCGGAAGCUUCUUUCAGAGAAGGAGGUGAACACCAAACGCAUACAGCAGAUGAGUGAAGACAUAGGCAGGCUUAAAGCAGAAAUUGCAAGGUAAACGUCAAGGAAUGUCUUAAAAUUUUGGAGAUGCCAAAUACUUGAUAGUAGAAGCACCCAUUCCUAUCAACAUUAAGUUCUUGUUCAGCAGUUAAUGGGGUGUCUUGGCAAUUCUAAUCCUGAUAUAUUUGUUCAGCCUUUACCACAGGUGUUGGUAGUAGCAGCAGCCAUGGAUUCAGAUACCAUAAGCAAGGACCCUUAAUUUUUAUUUCCAUACCUCUUUUAAACUGCUCACAUUUUCCAAUAAUAAAAGGGAGGAGUAUACAGAAAGUAGCUCUCAUUGAUUUCCGUUGUGUUAGAAGUUCUUUCAAUUUUUGUUAAGGUCAAAUGCUUCACUGACAACAAGUCAGAAUCUGGUCCAGACCCUCCGAGAAGAUCUGGCAAAAACGAAAAAUGAAAAGGACACCCUUCAGAAAGAUUUGGACAUUAAACUGGCUGACAUCCAAGAGAAAGUUAAAACGAUAACACAGGUCAAGAAAAUUGGACGUAGAUACAAGACUCAGUAUGAAGAACUGAAAGCACAACAUGACAAGGUAGGUUUUAACUUCUGAUAAGUAAAAUGGAAGAGCUCUUCCAUAUUAGAUUUUUGUAAAUUCAGCUAGUCUUCAUUUUUGAAAAUUGUGCUCUAGUAUGGGAGGCUGUAGGAAUGUAGAAUGUUUGAAGUUUUAUUCUGUUUAAUAUUCUGUUGGGAGCCGCCCAGAGUGGCUGGGGAAACCCAGCCAGAUGGGCGGGGUAUAAAAAAUAAAUUGUUGUUGUUGUUAUAGAAUGUACAACCUGCUGUAAUUUUGGUUACUAGCUUGUAUAAUACCAAUCCCUUUCACCAACGCAGAUGUUUACUUUCCAAAAUUUUAGGUGAUUGCAGAAGCAUCAACUCCAUCUUCUGCAGAACAGCAAGAGCAACAUGUUUCAGACAAAGAAAUUCAAGAAGUGAAAGAAGCUCUGAGCCAAGCUGAGACCAAGAUAAAAGCCUUGGAAGGACAGAUUGAAAAUUUACAGAAGGUGGGAGAGCCUUUUCUGAGGAUCAUAUGUGUCUGUAGCCAACUCCCAAAAUGAAUAAUCAGCUUACCAAAAAGACUGAAAUGGGAUGUUGUGCUUUUAUGAUGGGGAACCAAGUUUAGAUCCCUGGAUGGCUGUGAGGUUUGGCCCAGUCAUGCUGUUUCAGCUUAACGUGCCUUAAAGGGAUAUUCCCAGGUGUGCUGCCCUGAAACCAUUGGGGAAUAGUAGGUAGUGGUGAAAAAAUACCAUAGAAAAUCGUUUGUAAGUGUUUCAGAAAUUUUACACCACAGGGAGAAGUUACCUUUACAGUAUAAAGGUAAAGGGACCCCUGACCAUUAGGUCCAGUCAUGACUGACUCUGGGGUUGCGGCACUCAUCUUGCUUUAUUGGCCGAGGGAGCCAGCGUACAGCUUCCGGGUCAUGUGGCCAGCAUGACUAAGCCACUUCUGGCGAACCAGAGCAGCGCACGGAAACGCCGUUUACCUUCCCGCCAGAGCGGUACCUAUUUAUCUGCUUGCACUUGACGUGCUUUUGAACUGCUAGGUGGGCAGGAGCAGGGACCGAGCAACGGGAGCUCACCCCGUCGUGGGGAUUCGAACCGCCGACCUUCUGAUCGGCAAGUCCUAGGCUCUGUGGUUUGACCCACAGCGCCACCCGCUUCCCUCCUUUACAGUAUACCCAGAUUCAAACACCCUGUGCUCUUACAGCUCUUAGAUUGUCUAGGAUCUUCUCAUAGAAAGCUUGCGCUACUUCACUAAUCACCCAGUGAUUGAAAGCAGUUCUGUAUCCUGAAGUUUCCAUGUCUUGCUUUCUGCAGACGCUCGGCGAGAAGGACACCGAAGUAAAAAAUCUCCAGGAACAGGUAGCCCAGCUUCAGUCAGAGGCUUCCCGUCUUCAGCAAGAUCUACAGGAGAAAACAUCACAAGAGGAGCAGCUCAGGCAGCAGGUUGCUGAGAAGGAGGAGAAGAUGAAGAAGACGCUUCUGGCUGCCAAGCAGAGGAUUGCACAGUUAGCAGGUGAAUUGCCUGGCAGUUCUUUUGAAGCGGUUGCCAUUUUUAGUUCUUUGGCGUAAGGUUUUUAUGUUGCUGUAAGGUUCCAGCUACCUGAUCAAGGUAGAAGCUUGCAUAAGAGAGAGUCCACAACUUCAGGUUCACAAAAUGAUUUCAAAAGUGUGUUUGUAUAAACAGACAGAUGCACAUGACAUCACAUCUAAUCCUGUUUUCUUCUCCUAAAAUAUUCCAUCCUUUAUUGCUGCUGCUUUUGUAAACAUGGCUUAGCCCUAUCCAGAUAAUCAGGAGUUGUAUUUGGUAAGGGGAUAGGGAACUCUGCCAGCACAGAAGCCCAUCUCAUAACCAUGCAUUGAAUGCUGCAUUAUUUCACAGUAGAAAUAGAACUGGGAGUCAGUUGUCCCAGCAGGACUAAUGGGCAUAAGUUAAGCUUGCAAGAACCUGCCAGGAAAUAAUCCUCCUCCUCCUAAGCUAAGUGCUGUAGUAUGAAGAGGAGAAAAGCAGCUGUAUCUGUUUACUGAUUAGGCCAGAGCUGUUUGCAGACUCUCGUUUCCUGGUAGAGCCAGAGCCAUAAUUAAGGGACACUCUUCUCCCAGAGAUGGCAGAUUUGAGCCGGCCCCACGUCUGGGUAGGAGUCGUUUGUGAUUAGUACCAGUAUUCUGUUAAUGGAGAGCCAGUGUGGUGUAGUGGUUAAGAGCAGUGGACUCGUAAUCUGGUGAACUGGGUUUGCGUCUCCGCUCCUCCACAUGCAGCUGCUGGGUGACCUUGGACUAGUCACACUUCUCUGAAGUCUCUCAGCCCCACUCACCUCACAGAGUGUUUGUUGUGGGGGAGGAAGGGAAAGGAGAAUGUUAGCCACUUUGAGACUCCUUAGGGUAGUGAUAAAGCGGGAUAUCAAAUCCAAACUCUUCUUCUUCUCUUCUUCUAAUGCAAGGGCCCUAUGUAUAGAGCUCAGCACAUGUUGAUGGAAACUUGGAGGCUGCGUCCUCUUGAGUGGUGUUCUGCUUGCAUACACACUCAGGCCACUGUGCAGGUAUAAUACCCGACAUGGAUUUUGGAUUGGAGGGGUGUCCUGAUCCAAGUCCCCUCUCAUUGUAGCCCUUGAACAUUUGCAUAACGCCAUGUUAAAAUGGAAAUGUUGAAUACAGUGGUACCUCGGGUUAAGUACUUAAUUUGUUCCAGAGGUCCGUUCUUAACCUGAAACUGUUCUUAACCUGAAGCACCACUUUAGCUAAUGGGGCCUCCUGCUGCUGCCGCUGCGCCGCCGGAGCCCGAUUUCUGUUCACAUCCUGAAGCAAAGUUCUUAACCCAAGGUACUAUUUCUGGGUUAGAGGACUCUGUAACCUGAAGCGUAUGUAACCUGAAGCGAAUGUAAUCCGAGGUACCACUGUAUUAGGGGACCUGCAGGGACAGAGCUCUUCAUGAAAGUGCUGUUUUCAGAAUUCCUGUAUAAAGAGACAUAGUAAGGAGUUUCGACUUGCCUUCUUAUACUUUAAUUCAGGUGCGAAGGAACAGCUGACCAAAGAAAGCGAGGAGUGGAAACAAAAGAGCGGUGCACUGGAAGAGCAGAAGACUGAGUUGGAAGUGCGGAUGAGCGCACUUAAAUCGCAGUAUGAAGGCCGCAUUUGCCGCCUAGAGAGAGAGCUCCGAGAGCAGCAAGAGAGGCACCACGAGCAGCGAGAUGAGCCAGCAGAAUCUACCAAUAAGGUAAGGACGCGGGUGGCACUGUGGUCUAAACCACUGAGCCUCUUGGGCUUGCCGAUCGGAAGGUUGGAGGUUCGAAUCCACGCAAUAGAAUGAGCUCCUGUUGCUCUGUCCCAGCUCCUGCCAACCUAGCAGUUCGAAAGUACACCAGUGCAAGUAGAUAAAUAGGUACUGCUGCGGCGGGAAGGUAAACAGCGUUUCCGUGCGCUCUGGUUUCCGUCACGGUGUUCCGUUGUGCCAGACGCGGUUUAGUCCUGCUGGCCACAUGACCCAGACAGCUGUCUGUGGACCAACGGCGGCUCCCUCAGCCUGAUAGCGAGAUGAGCGCCACAACUCCAUAGUCGCCUUUGACUGGACUUAACUGCCCAGGGGUCCUUCAUCUUUUCUUUUUUCUUUUUCUUAUUACUGAUAAGAUAGACAAUUUGUGCAGCUCUACUUUUGUGGUUUGAUACCAAAUUUCCAUCCACUAAAGCUGUUACUAGAUUGGUUGUGGUGCUUGAGGGGGUAUGGAUUUUUGAAGAUGGCAUAGAAUCAUAUAAUUGUUGGGUUGGAAGGGACCCUAAGGGAAAUCUAGUCCAACCUCCUGUAGUCCAUGACCGAUGAAUAUCCAGUUUUUGCUUAAAAACCUGCAAUGAGGAAGAGUCCACUGCCUUCUGAGAAUUCAUUGUCUCAAAUAAAUCUGUAAUAAAAACACAAAUGUCAAUAUUCUGAUAACAAUUCAGUAGAAUGCAAGACUUAGGUGCUAUUUCAUACAAUCAUUUCCGCUGAUAUUUUGAAUCCUGUGGCUUACUGAAGCAUUUUGUCCAUUAGGCUCCAGAACAGCAGAGACAGAUCACCCUUAAGUCGACUCCUGCUGCAGGUGACAGAGGAAUGUGAGUUCUUGUGUUCAUUCUUUCAUACCUCUGUCGAUCCUUCCCACUCUUGUUUUAUAAGCUGCUACUAGCACAGGGCGAUACUAAAUUAAUUGUCUGAAACCGGUAUGAUGGUCAAACUGCAAUACAGGUUUCCGACUUUCUGAGCUGGUGGUAUAUUGCGGCUCCCCGGCAGCCUGGAACCUGUGAUGUAUCUAUCACCAGCUCAAAUUGCCUUGAUCGGCGGGGGGGGGGGGGUUGUUAACUGCUCCACUGAGGGGUGGGCAACUGUUUAACAAAGCCCUCUCCUGGGGGCUUGAUCAGCUGAGGGACUGGUAGACGGGAAUGGGCUGGGUGGGGAGCCUAGACAUUUUAUAGAUUAUAGCCCCCUCUGUUCUACACAUUAGGGACGCAGGUGGCACUGCGGUCUAAACUGAGCCUCUUGGGCUUGCCAAUCGGAAGGUCGGCGGUUCGAAUCCCCACGGUGGUAGUGAGCUCCUGUUGCUCUGUCCCAGCUGUUGCCAACCUAGCAGUUUGAAAGCAUACCAGCAUGAAUAGAUAAAUAGGUACCGCUGUGGCAGGAAGGUAAAUGGCAUUUCCAUGGGCUCUGGCACUUGUCACAACGACCUAUUGUGCCAGAAGUGGUUUAGUCAUGCUGGCCACGUGACCCGGAGAGCUGUCUGCGAAUAAACGCCAGCUCCCUCACAUUUGUAGAAUGUGUUUCUAAGAAAAUAAACAUUGGGUUGUGGUGCGAGUUUGCCCAUACCAGAAUGCUUUGGGUUAAAAAAUAAUGGAAGAAGGAAUGUUUGUUGUGUAGUAUUGUUUGCAGAAAAUAACUUCUAGUGAAUACCUGAUCUCAGAAGAACCUAUCGCAGGAAAGUUGCUUCCCUAGUUGCUAGAGGAAGGGCAAACUAAGCAAAGGACUAGGGAAUGAGAUAGAAGUCAUAAAAGUGUACUAAAAGUGGUGGGGGACAGAAAAUCUUUAGGACACCCGUGAUUCCUCCCCUUUGAAGGUUGUGAAUGCCUGGAUAGGGCUAUAAUUCAUUUAUGGACAUUUAAAGGCCACAAGGCAUACUGUUGCUAGUUGCCUCUGCUUACAGACUAACAUAGCCAUCUCUCUGGAAAUUUGCCCUUCACUUAGAUUGGGCUGUAAUCCUAAACUCGUUUACUAGGGUGUAAGACCUAUUGAGUGCCACAACCCCAUAGUCACCUUUGACUGGACUUAACCACCCAGGAGUCCUUUACCUUUACUUUUCUAGACAUCACUCCAGUGAAGACUGUUUACAUUGUACUUAUUUGCAUAUAUUUAGAAUAAUAUCUAACACAUACAACUUUGACUUUUAUCUAGUGCUAGUACUUCUGAUCCACCGACGGCCAACAUCAAACCAACUCCUGUUGUAUCUACUCCAAGCAAAGUGACAGCAGCUGCAAUAGCUGGGAACAAAUCGACCCCAAGGGCCAGCAUCCGCCCAAUGCUGACUCCGACAACUGUCACAAAUCCUACAUCUACCCCAACAGCCACAGUUAUGCCGACAACACAGGUGGAAACUCAGGAAGGUACAUUACCGAUCAAAAGGCUUAACAAUGUACAUGGUGAAUAGUGAUUUUUUUAAUGUGCAAUUUCUAGGAUUCUAUAUGCCUGUGCUGGUCCCGUGGGUUACCCGAGAGGCGAGGUCCAAGUCCGGUCCGUGGUCAAAGGUGCAACGUGGAGGCAGUCCAUAGUAGCUGAAGCUGGGUGCAGGGCGGGGAAUUGGGUGAAGUCAGGGACAGGCGUGCAAGCAGGGAGCCAGGGCGGGUCAGGAGCUCAGGCAGGAAAGCAGGACAGGGUUUAGGCAGGAACUAGCAACCAACAAUGUUGCUCCCACAACUUGGGACUGGGGCUGGCCGGCUUUUAUCUGCCCCAAGGCAUAGGGCGGCCCCAAUCCUCAGAUGACUCGCCUCUCCUGGCCUGGAGGCGAGCACUCCUCCUGCAGGAACUUAGUUCAGGAGGAGCGAAGCUCAGGAGAGGCUGGAGGGUUACCGGACCCAGAGGCAACCUCAGCUUCCCCUGACAGGGCUGAGAGUGGAGCACCUGCAGGCAAUGGGUCCUCCAUCACCUCAGGAGCAAGACCAGACUCAGCUGGUGCCUGCACCUGAGGAUCCAGCACAGGUGAGGACCCUUCAGGCUCAGGCCCCAGCCCUGGCUCAGCUGAUUCUGGAGGCAGGGAAUCCUGUGCAGGCUGGGAUCCCUCAGAUUCAGCAUCCAAGUCCGAAUCCCAGGCCAUCACAAUGCCACUGCAUCAAAAGCAUUAGAACACAGAGGCAUAUUUUGCCUCCUGUACUGUUUGUGAAGCCAUUCAAUUCAUAAAGCGAGGAAACUCUACUGAUGGUUGAGGUUGGGAUUUGAUAGAAUGAACAUCAUAACAUAAAGUGUCCUAGGUAGUGCUUUUUUCUGGGGGGAUGCAAAGGGAUGCAAACCCCUAAACAUUUUGUGAAUCUUUGUACUUUUGUCCAUUUACUGUGUUUAUUUUUCCCAAUUUGAACUAUAAAAUGGUGAUUUUCUUGAGUCAAAAUGAGAGUACCCGAAACAUUUUUUAAGGAAAAAAGCACUGGCCCUAGGGUGGAACGUUCAUGGUUGCAAUCCCGGUUCUUGGGAUGUUCCUAUAUCAAGGAUUUUGCGGAACCUCGGUGUUCUUCUUAAAAAUUAAACCCUGAAAAUCUAUAUUGCUUUUUGUAGAAAUGGAAAACUUCCACUGUAGUUGCAAAAACCAGUUUGUAUUUUGAAAAUGCCAAAGGGAAAGAAACAGGAAGUGAGGAACAGUACACAGAAAUGCCUAGAUCCGUUUGUCUUCUCAAAGGUAGUUAAUAGAAAAGAAUAAUGCUGGGGUAGGCAGGUGAUGGGUUUGUCGUGUUCAUUAAAGUAGCAUGCAUAUUAACUUUCAUACAGCUGAAAUGUACAAUUCUGGUUUGUAGAAAGGACUGUCCCCUAGUCUAUAGGUUGUGAGGCAUUUCACUUGAUUCUGUUGUCAGCGCCGUUCACCUUAAAUAACAGGAAGUGAGAUGGAAUUUAUUUCAGAGCUGCGUACCAGCCUGAACCCUGGACCACAGCUACAGCUUUCUCAUUUUUGAAAAAGUUGAAUAUUAUGUGGCUGGAACGAACGAUUACAACAAUUUUAUUUCAGCUAUGCAGUCGGAAGGACCAGUCGAACAUGUUCCAGUCUAUGGAAGCACAAGUGGAUCUGUGCGCUCCACAAGCCCCAACGUCCAGACCUCUCUCUCCCAGCCCAUCUUGACAGUUCAGCAGCAGACUCAAGCCACAGCUUUUGUUCAGCCCACUCAGCAGAGCCACCCUCAGAUAGAACCAGCCACUCAAGAUCCACCCCCCACAAUUUUGGAGGUGGUGCAAAGCUCACAGAUAGAAAGACCAUCUACUUCGACAGCUGUAUUUGGCACAGGUUGGUUAAAUUUCCUAGAUUAGAAGCAUUAAGGGCUUUACCUGGCCAGUUUCGCUUCUGAAGACUUGGGGAAAGCACUAAAUAAACUUAGUUUUUUAUUUAAAUAUAUACCGUAUUUUUUGCUCUAUAAGACUCACUUUUUCCUUCCUAAAAAGUAAGGGGAAAUGUGUGUGCGUCUUAUGGAGCGAAUGCAGGCUGCACGGCUAUCACAGAAGCCAGAACAGCAAGAGGGAUUGCUGCUUUCACUGUGCAGCGAUCUCUCUUGCUGUUCUGGCUUCUGAGAUUCAGAAUAUUUUUUUUCUUGUUUUCCUCCUCCAAAAACUAGGUGUGUCUUGUGGUCUGGUGCGUCUUAUAGAGUGAAAAAUACGGUAAUUUUGAAUUAGAAUUAAAAGAAGUAAUUUUAAAGUGCCAGCAUCAUUCGUUAAGGUGCUCCUCAAAAAAGAAAGCCAUAAUUGUUUGUUUUUCUUUGUGCCUUGGGCAAAGUGUGUUUUGAAUUUAAUGAAAUUUUCUCCUUAAGUUUCAGCUACACCAAGUUCUUCUUUACCCAAACGCUCCCGCGAAGAAGAAGAUGAUAGCACAGUUGAAAACUCGGACCAAAUUCCUGAGGAGAUGGUUGAUAUGCCUCUUGCAAAGAAAAUGAGAAGUGUUCAAAGAGUUGGGCCAGAGGUUUGUAAGAAGAAGAACGGCACUAAUUUAGUUGUUUCAUUAUGGGUAUCGCAUAGGAGAAGAGGGAAAAUUGUCCCAGAAAGCUGGCUUUUAAAAGCUCUGAAGCAUUUGGAAUGAGUGGUGACAAACGUGUCACAUCACCCAGUGUCAAAUACAAUUGGCAGGUUCUGUUGGCUAGGGUGGGUUGUUCUGCUCGUAUUUGACUGCAGGCUUCUCAUUUUUAGUGUGCAAAUUUCCAUGAUACCUGUAUGGUGUGUGCGAACCUUCACUGGGUCAAACUAGAAGUGAUGUGAAUUGUGUGCACAUUUUUUGUUACGUAAAUAUCAGGUGUUGAGGAAAGGCUGAGCAGCGUUGGGACUGGGGAUGGGGAAUUUCUCCCUUCCAUUGCCUUGACAAAAAAUUCCCUCUUCAAAGCUGCUACAGUAUUUCCAUUUCCAAGAGAAAUUUUAUUGCCACCAAUGAAGGCUUCCUUAGAAAUGGAGAUAGCAGCUGUAGAGACAUGAUACUUGAUCAGGAACCUGGUCACGAAAGAGCCCUGAGACUGCUCAGUAUUGCCCUGAUCUAUGUACAUGCCAAAUAACAUGCAAUUUGAAUUACAUUCAUGGAAUUAACAUCACAUCUACUUGGGUCCAGGGAUACCAAACAUCGUACUUGGUGUCUUUUCAAAUGCAAUACUUUUCACUGAAAUCAUGACACACUUUCAGCUGCCAGACAUCAAAUGAUGAGUAAUCAAGUAGUUGCAGGUCAAACGAUCUACAUUCCUGUUUUGAGCAAGCCCUUAGUGUAAAUAAGAAAUAAAUCACAUUUGUGCAAUAAUUAACUACAGUGGUGCCCUGCAAGACGAAUGCCUCGCAAGACAGAAAACCCGCUAGAUGAAAGGGUUUUCCGUUUUUCAAUGCGCUUCGCAGGACGAAUUUCCCUAUGGGCUUGCUUCGCAAGACGAAAAUGUCUUGCAAGUCUUGAGAUUUUUUUUCGCUCCCCCCCCCUUUUUCUAAGCCGCUAAGCCGCUAAUAGCCUUUUAGCAGCUAAGCCGCUAAGCCUUUAAUAGCCGCUAAACCGCUAAUAGCGCUAAGCCGCUAAUAGGGUUGCUUCGCAAGACGAAAAAACCGCUAGACGAAGACACUCGCGGAACGGAUUAAUUUCGUCUUGCGAGGCACCACUGUAUAGAAGAUGUGAAAUAUCAUCUUCUUGAUGAUUGGGGUUUUUUUCUGUUCUGUUCAUAACUACAUAGAUUGUAGAGCAUUGACUUUAGAGUGAAUUUUGAGUUGGUUCUCAUAGAUAGGUGGAAUACAGUGGUACCUCCGGUUACAUACGCUUCAGGUUACAGACGCUUCAGGUUACAGACUCCGCUAACCCAGAAAUAGUACCUCAGGUUAAGAACUUUGCUUCAGGAUGAGAACAGAAAUCGCGCGGCGGCAGCAGGAAGCCCCAUUAGCUAAAGUGGUGCUUCAGGUUAAGAACAGUUUCAGGUUAAGAACGGACUUCCAGAACGAAUUAAGUACAUAACCAGAGGUACCACUGUAGUUGCUUAAAGAUUUGCUGCUAUGUUUUUACCUUGUACAGUGAAGAAACCCAAGUAGAACAUUAUAUGCAUGGCGUGUAUUGCUGGUGAUCUUGACAUUUCCCCCAUCAUCUGUCACUUAAAUUAGUGUUAACAAAUUGACGUCAUGUUUCAGGAGGAAGUGACUGCAGAAGAAAGCACAGAUGGAGAAAUAGAAGCUCAAGCCUACAAUCAGGAUUCUCAUGAUUCCAUUGGAGAAGUAAGCAAGUCUUUCUCUAACCAGGGGAACAUUUUGCAUCUCAUGCUUAUGCCAUGGCAGGAUUCAGAAAAGUCUGUGUGCAUGAGCUGGGCUGGGGUUCCCAAGAUGGCACUGCUCCAGAGUCCUUUGACCUUUAUUCUUGUGAUCUGCUGGCAAGAGGAAUAGUAAAAAAGAGUGUGCUGGGCACAUUUCUUCAGACCAGAGGCUAAGCGGAGGCGGGGGGUGUCGCCCCGGGUGUCAUCCCUGAGGGGGUGCCUGAGGGAUCCAGCCCAUGCGUGGAUCACGGCGGCACCCCCCUGGGUGGAUUGCCCUGUCCCCGUGGCUGGAUCACCCCGCCCCCGCUGUUCCGGGUGCCGGCUAGCAAGCUACGCCUCUGCUUCAGACCAAUCCAGUUCCUUUAUAUUUAGCUAUAAAGCUGAUUUCUGACCAGUAGAGAGCACUGCAAUGAAAGAUGCACCCCACUGUAAAGGUAAAAGGACCCCUGACCAUUAGGUCCAGUUGCAGACAACUCUGGGGUUGCGGCGCUCAUCUCGCCUUACUGGCCAAGGGGGCCAGCGUUUGUGCUCAGACAGCUUCCGGGUCAUAUGGCCAGCAUGACUAAGCCGCUUCUGGCAAAACCAAAGCAGCAAACGGAAAUGCUGUUUACCUUCCUCCCGGAGUGGUACCUAUUUAUCUACUUGCAUUUUGACGUGCUUUCGAACUGCGAGGUUGGCAGGAGCAGGGACCGAGCAACAGGAGCUCACCCCGUCAUGGGGAUUCAAACCGCCAACCUUCUGAUCGGCAAGUCCUAGGCUCUGUGGUUUAGACGACAGCACCACCCGCGUCCCACGGCCCCCUCACUGUAGUGAUGAUCAAUAGGAAGGUUUCUGUAGAAUUCAAUGGUGAUUAUUAUACUGGGGGAGGGAGGUUCUGAUGGGAAGAUUUAAAGGGCUACAUUAUCUUUUUACAUUAUUGGCUGACACACAGUUCCACUAGUACUAUAAAAAUACCCAGGCGACUCAUAGUAAAAUUCUACUUUGCCUUAAGAGGCAUGUUGUCUGUCGGAUGUUCCGAAAGAUAACAUCAGCUGUACGUCCGCUGCAAUAGACACCCUUGAAGUGCUUCCUGUUCUGAACCAUAAAUGUUUGUGAAGUUUUUACGUGACAGCGUGUGCUGCUCAGUUUUAAUUUAACUUAGUUACAAACACAACCUAGCUGUACUGAUUGUCUGAAAGGGAGCGUGUUAUGUUACUGUGAAUUCGGUUAUUCACAGAUCUUCAUCCAAUAGUGCAUGCUCUUGUUUUCAAAUGCCUAAAAGAGAGGAAAACUUUAAGCUUGUUACUACAUGCUAUAUUAGCAGGGUCUUCCUUACAGAGUUCAGGGGAAAAAUAUUUAAAUAAGCAUACUCUUGAGCGAGAAGCCUGAACAGUGUUUUUUUUCUGACCAAGGUUCUCCAGAUAUACAGUGUAUGGCCUAAGAUUAGUAUUCUUGCUCCUUUUGCAAGAAACAGCACAAGAAAGAAAGAAAGCUUCCUGGCAAAUAAUAGUCCCAGCUAAAGUAAACUUUGAUUACACUGACAAUAGGAUCCAGAGUAUUGACACACUUCAAGUCUUUCUGGUUGGCAAACUAGAAAUUUUGGCUCAAAAUCAGAUCACAUAGACUUUUUAUAUAAUAUCAACAUACGGCAAAUGGCUUUAAAUCCUGGAGGUACUCCUGUUGGAAUUACUUUGGGUCUUAUUCGAUUUGUCUUGACUUAGGGUGUAACACAAGGGGACUAUACUCCCAUGGAAGACAGUGAGGAGACUUCACAGUCCCCACCAAUAGAUCUUCAGUCAGAUCAGCAGAACACAACAUCGUCCCAGGAUGGGCAGGGCAAGAGAGAUGAUGUCAUUGUUAUCGACAGUGACGAUGAAGAGGAUGAGGAUGAAGAAAACGAUGGCGAAGCAGAAGUAUGUGUGUGUGUUUUGUAAAAUAAAAAUAUUUCUACAUAGCAUAAGUUGCUACUCAUUUGUUGCACAUAAAUUACAAGGGCUCUAUUGUCCUUUUCAAGAGUGUUUGAUAUUGGUUGUGGAUUGUUGUUGUUGUUUUGCAUUCCCUGUAAAAGUAUGUAUUGCACAUCUUAAAAUGCCUUAGACUAGCAGAAGAGUACCGUAUUUUUUGCUCUAUAAGACUCACUUUUUCCCUCCUAAAAAGUAAGGGGAAAUGUGUGUGCGUCUUAUGGAGCGAAUGCAGGCUGUGCAGGUAUCCCAGAAGCCAGAACAGCAAGAGGGAUUGCUGUCACUGCGCAGCGAUCUCUCUUGCUGUUCUGGCUUCUGAGAUUCAGAAUAUAUUUUUUUCUUGUUUUCCUCCUCCAAAAACUAGGUGCGUCUUGUGGUCUGGUGCAUCUUAUAGAGCGAAAAAUACGGUACUUUUCUAAGCCAGUAAGGCAGUUCACCUUAAACUAUUAUCUUCCUCAGUGCACACCAAGAAAAAGAAGGCUGUACAUGUUUAAAUGUUCACUGUUCCCCAAAGUGUUAAAUAUUUACUACCUGAAUCGGAUAUAGUUUGCAGAUAAUUUAGAAUGAUAUUUUGGUCGCCCCCCUUUUUUUUAAAAAAAAUACAGUUCUUAAUUAUUAUCAGAUACAUAAGAGUCUGGAAGAGGGAUUUAGAGUUGUGUAGGUUGAGUAUGCCGUGGCUGCAGCCUAGCUGAUGCCACCAUUAAAAUGUAUGAAUUUGACUCAGAUGCAAAAGGCAGUGACACUUUUGUACUCCCUGCUCUAAGAGCUUUUCCCCCUUGCACACCGCAACCGAGGGCCAAAACUUCUAAAUCCCUGCUAAUAAUCCGCAACUCCAUGCAAGAGCCCAGUCCUGUUUCAUUACUCGCACUGCGUCCCACUUUUCUUCAUACAAGAAAGCAAAUGAUUCUGAACAAAAUUUCAAAAUGGGUCUGUUUAAUUUCUCAAAUGCUAAUUGUUGCAUUAGGAGUAUGAAGACGAGGAAGAGGAUGACGAGGAUGAUGAAGAUGAAGACACAGGAAUGGGAGAUGAAGGUGAUGAUAGCAAUGAAGGCACUGGGAGCGUCGAUGGCAAUGAUGGAUAUGAAGCAGACGAUGCAGAGGUAAAAACUGCAGGCAAAAUUGUAUGUUUGGCAUUGAGCAGAUAAUUGUCAUGUUAUACUGACAGUGCGUCUAGUUUGAUCCCGAGGAGAAAAUGUUUCUCAAAGCGAAUGGAAGACCAGUGGGAAUAGCAACAUAGGUUGUAGCUUGCUGGCUGGUUUAAAGCACAGCAGAUAGUUUGUGAGGUUAAAAGGAGGGAUUGUCAAAUCUUAAAGAGAAAGUAAUUUAAUUCAAGAAGCUCUCAAUACCUCGGAUCUUUUGAUGGUCUCUUUCAGGGGACUGAUGGAAUGGACCCCAGUACAGAAACGGAAGAGAGCAUCGCCGGAGGGGAAAGCAGCCAGAGAGCAGCUGACUCUCAAAAUUGUGGUAUAGCUCAUUUUCACUGAAUUCUGUGUUUCUGGGGUUGCGGGGGCAGAGGAAGGAAAGGAAGCAACAUGUCCUUUUGUAAUUCCGCUUUGACAAAAAAUCUGUCCUUUUCCAUGCUUCCGCUUUGCUGAUAAUGAAAUGAAACAAAGUUCAUUGCAGCAAACAGGGGGUGGACUUUGGUCUUUCAGAUUUCAGCGGCGCCCUGUGCCAGGCCAAAAUCUGGCACCUUUUGUUCUGUUAAAUUCACUAUGUCAUAAUUGCGACACCCUGCCCUGCAGCCCACCCCCACCCCCCCGGCUCUGCGUCCUGUGCAGCGGAAUCAGUCAUUGUGCCCUAUAUCUUUUUUCUUCCUUGUUUAAAAGUUUGACUUCCUUCCCCCUCUUUUGGCAGUUCCUUAAAUUUAUUUUUCAAUAUCUUCUGCAUAUCCAAAUUCAUUUGAUUUGCUCAUUGGAUUAUCUACUUUAAAUAUAUACUCCUAUGAAACUGCAGGUUAUUACAAUAAUCCUGCCAAUGUUUUUAUCCGUUUGCAAUUUAUCUGUAAAUAUUCAAGAAACCAUUUCCAUUCGUUUAUAAAAAGUUUGUUGUCUUGAUUUCUUACCCUUCCAGUAAGUUUCACCAUUUCUGCAUAUUCCAUAAGUUUUUGUUUCCCUUCUUCCUUUGCUGGGACUUCUGCUUCUUUCCAUUUUGGGGCAAGUAGAAUUCUUGCUGCUGUAGUAGCAUACAUUCAUAAAUUUCUAUACAAUUUAGGUAGUUCUGUUCCUAUAAGUCCCAAAAGAAAAGCUUCUGGCUUUUUUUUACAAAGAUUUAUUUUGAACAUCCUUUUCAAUUCAUUAUACAUCAUUUCCCAGUAAGCUUUAUCCUUACUACAAGACCACCACAUUUGAUAAAAAGAACCUUCUUUCUCUUUAAAUUUCUAGCACUUGUUUGAUUUAGAUUUACACAUUUUUGCCAGUGUUAGAUACCAACAAUAUAUCAUUUGCAUAUAAUUUUCUCUUAAACCAUAAUAUGCUGUAAAUUUUAUAUUCAUAUUCCACGGUGCCCUAUAUCCACCUCUGCAGCAAAUGAAAGGGCUAGAAAUGAUUUGCUACAGAGUUUGGGGUUACGAAUGCCUUUUUCUAAACGUAUAUUUCUUUAUUACAAGGUGACGGGAGCGCAGGCGCAGCAGAGUCUACGUUUUCUCAGGAAAGCCCGAGGGAACAGCAACCAACAUCUGCUUCGGAGAGACAGACACCACGGCCACCUCGACCUCAUCCCUUGCCCCCGCGACUGACUAUUCACGCUAUUCCUGCUCCACCGCAGGAGCUGGGACCACCAGUACAGGUAUGGAAACCACUUUGACGCUGAAUUUUAUUUUGUGCAUUUAGCAAAUUGUUCUUAGGUGGAUCCUCUUCAGCUGAAAUAUGAGCAUCUGUGGUGUUUAUAAAUUGCCAUACCUGGAUGUGUUUUAUCUUGCCCUUAAAUCUGGUAGUCGCUUUGUGCAGAAAGAGCAGUACAGUGGUACCUCGGGUUACAUACGCUUCAGGUUACAGACGCUUCAGGUUACAGACUCCGCUAACCCAGAAAUAGUACCUCGGGUUAAGAACUUUGCUUCAGGAUGAGAACAGAAAUUGUGCUCCGGCAGUGCGGCAGCAGCAGGAGGCCCUAUUAGCUAAAGUAGUGUUUCAGGUUAAAUACAUUUUCAGGUUAAGAACGGACCUCUGGAACAAAUUAAGUUCUUAACCUGAGGUACCACUGUACAAGUGUUCAGGAAUGCAGCAGCAACAACAAGAAAUAAUAAUAAUAAUAAUAAUAGUAAUAAUAAUUUUUAUUAUUUAUAUCCCGCCCAUCUGGCUAGGUCUCCCCAGCCACUCUGGGCGGCUCGCAACAGAAUAUUAAAAACACGAUAAAGCAUCAAACAUUAAAAACUUCCCUAAAGAGGGCUGCCUUCAGAUGUCUUCUAAAAGUCAGAUAGUUGUUUUAUUUCCUUGACGUCUGAUGGGACGGCGUUCCACAGGGUGGGUGCCACUGCCGAGAAGGCCCCCUGCCUAGUGGUGGGUGGGUGUUUUGAAAUUGUAACCUGUUUAAGCUAAAAAACAAAACAAAAACAAAACCCAGCAAGAACAGCAUCUAAGAAACCUCAUAGCAUUUUCUUCACAGUGGCAAGAGCAAUGGUCUUUAUUCUUUUCUUUAAAAAAAAAAAAUCAGUCCAAGUCAAUUGGUUAUAUAAGUGAAUGGUAAUAACUUUUAGGAUUGUUGCUGUUUAUAAAAUAAGCUAUCUUUUGUUUUAGAAGGGGGACAAGUAUUGCAGUUACUUGCCCAGAGUCCUAGAUUCUCUUUGCAAAUGCCUCUGUAUCUCCUAAGAGGAAGGUGCCAUUUGACUGCUGGGAUGGCUCAGCCAGUAGAACAUGAGACUCUUAAUCUCAGGGUUGUGGGUUUGGGCAAAAGAUUACUACAUUACAGGGUUGUUGAGUUCCCUUGUAUAACCUUUUUUCUUUUCUGAAGUUGUUGCUGAUUUCUUGUUGUCUGAUCUUGGGAUGUUUAGUGUCACUGGCUUUGGCCGCAAUAAACUUGAACUUGAGAACUUGAGAUUACAGGGUUGUUGGACUAGGUCAGGGGUCUGCAACCUUUAAGACAAAAAGAGCCACUUGGACCCGUUUCCGAAGAAAAAAAAACUGGGAGCCGCAAAACCAUUGCGACAUUUAAAACAAAUAUAUCUCCGGAGCCUCGAUCUGACAGCGGGCGGGAAGGUGACGUCGGGACGGUGCGUGACUAACGCACGCACCGCCCCCAUGCGACGUCACAGCCAGUACAGCGCCCGCCACAGUGGGGAGUGUCGGGGCGCACAGUGCGCCUCCUCCCCUCGCUAGUAUCUGCCCCGGAGCUGCGGCAAAGGUGUAAAAGAGCCACAUGCGGCUCUGGAGCCGCGGGUUUGCUGACCCCUGGACUAGGUGACUCUCGUGGUCCCUUCCAACUCUACAAUUCUACUCUAUAAGAAUGAAAGCAAACCAGGGCAUGUUUGCCUGCCGUGUUUUUCCUUUUCAUGGUCUACGAUGGUGAGCUGUUCUGCCACUCCUGAUUGUUUUUAUGUGGUGCCAUCGGUAUACUCUGGGACGUGGGUGGCGCUGUGGGUUAAACCACAGAGCCUAGGACUUGCCCAUCAGAAGGUCGGCGGGUCGAAUCCCCACGACGGGGUGAGCUCCCGUUGCUUGGUCCCUGCUCCUGCCAACCUAGCAGUUCAAAAGCAUGUCAAAGUGCAAGUAGAUAAAUAGGUACCGCUCCGGCGGGAAGGUAAACGGCGUUUCUGUGCGCUGCUCUGGUUUCGCCAGAAGCGGCUUAGUCAUGCUGGCCACAUGACCCGGAAGCUGUACGCCGGCUCCCUCGGCCAAUAAAGCGAGAUGAGCGCCGCAACCCCAGAGUCGGUCACGACUGGACCUAAUGGUCAGGGGUCCCUUUACCUUUACUAUCAGUAUACUCAGUUUAAGGGGGGUGGUCAUCAAAGGGGAAUUUCAAGGAGCCACCUAUUAAGAGCUUGGGGUGUAUUUGGCCAGUGGCCCUGCGGGUUCCCCACCUAAAUGUGUGCUAAAGCAUUUGACAUUUUCUUGGACAUACAGAGAAUCCCAAUGCCGCGGAGGCAGUCUGUAGGACGUGGACUUCAGCUAACCCCUGGCAUAGGUGGCAUGGUAAGUAGUAGAGUUUCUAAACAUUUUCUGCUGUGGGUACAAUUGAAACGUCAGUUAAUCAAGAUUGUGUGGUGGACUGUUUCUAUUAUAUGCAGGGAGCAUUUUAGAGAGAACUGCGUAGCCACAUGGUAGCCUCCUGCCCUCAACAGAGCAUGUUAUUCAAAUUAAUAAUCCAAUUAUUAUUGAUCCAGCUAAAAAAGCUGAAAUUUUCUACAAUAAUGUGUUUGCCUCUUCAGCACAAAGUCUUGCACCUUUUCUUUGGAAUACUGUCCUUGAAAGUACUUGUCAGCUGAAUUUCCACAUUUCGGUUAUUCUUCAGAAUAUGGAUUGGGUAUAUAUACAGAAAUUGGACGUCAUUUUAUUACACCAAGCGAGAUACUAAGAGGGAAUGGCUGUUUAAAAAUGUGUAGCAAUAGGAAUACAGUCAUACCUUGGAUCCCAAACACCUUGGUACUCGGACGUUUCGGCUCCCGAACGCCGCAAUCCCGGAAGUGAGUGUUCCGGUUUGCGAACGUUCUUUGGAACCCAAACGUUCCGACGGGGCUUCCGAUUGGCUGCAGGAGCCUCCUACAGCCAAUCAGAAGCCGCGCUUUGGUUUCCGAACGUUUUGGAAGUCGAAGGGACUUCUGGAACGGAUUCCGUUCGACUUCCAAGGUACUACUGUGGUUGUUGAGUUCGCUUGUCAUUUUAAUGUCUUCUUCUUCAGCAGCAACACUUUUUUGAUGAUGAGGACAGGACCGUUCCAAGCACCCCAACGUUGGUGGUACCUCAUCGUACAGAUGGAUUUGCAGAAGCGAUUCAGUAAGUGGCACCUUCAGUUACAUAGUAAUGAUGAGCUAUGUAAGUCAAAAUACCAAAAGGAUUCCUGCCAGGGGCCUGGCCAGCAAUUUUCUCUAACCAUUCUUGGGCAGCUAUACUCUGUUUCCACAGCACAAUUCUUAAUUUCACUUAAUUUUGACAUUUUAGUGUAUUUUUGGUCUCUGUGGAAGCCGCCCAGAGUGGCUAGGGAAACCCAGCCAGAUGGGUGGGGUACAAAUAAUAAAUUAUUAUUAUUAUUAUUAUUAUUAUUAUUAUUAUGUUUUGAAUAAACACCCCAUGACCUCCUGUCAUUGGAUAAUAGUAGUCUUCAAGUGUUUAGAAAUUCUUGGCACCUCUCCUCUUUUGAAGGAUAUGCAUAAAUUGUUUACUCAGUCAGCAAAUGUUGGCCCUUACCUGUAGGAAGACUCAUAUGGAAACACAUCGCAGAAGUGGGUUUUCUGCUCCAGCAAACCACUUCUGUGCGGUUCCUUUGUUUGUUCCUUUUCUUCUUCCCCAUUUAUCCCACUAAGGGGCAGCAAACAUAUGAUUGAUAAACUGACUGUAACUUUUAUUCUAGCUCCCCUCAGGUGGCUGGAGUUCCUAGAUUCAGGUUUGGACCUAUUGAAGAUAUGCCACAAACCUCCGGCCAGUCAGAUCUCGGUCAGCUUGCAUCGCAAGGAGGUACAGAUAUUCGGUCCUGUCUUUCUGUUUUAUAUUCAGUGGAGUUCUGGUUUGGUUCUUUGGUCCUUUUUUGUCUUUAAAUUCCAUUUUACAAGCAGAAAGUGAGUGCAAAUUGUCUCUACUUCUUGCUUUUUUUGUAUGAAAGGGACACUAUGCACUUUGAAUCUCAAUCAUACAACUUGGGUUUGCUGUGCCUGCAUGUGAGGGAGGAAAAUCACCUUAAAACUCUACUCAAGGUGCACAGAACUAGCUGGGAGAUUCUUUAGUACCUGGCCAGUACCAUAUAAAAAACAAACUGGUUCAGGUGAUUCAUUACUUUAGUGGCUAGAUAUUAUUCUGUUGAAGCUCCCUCAGUUUGUUGUUGUUCAGUUGUUUAGUCGUGUUCGAGUCUUCGUGACCCCAUGGACCAGAGCACGCCAGGCACUCCUGUCUUCCACUGCCUCCUGCAGUUUGGUCAAACUCACGUUUGUAGCUUUGAGAACACUGUCCAGCCAUCUCGUCCUCUGUCGUCCCCUUCUCCUUGUGCCCUCCAUCUUUCCCAACAUCUGAGUCUUUUCCAGGGAGUCUUCUCCUCUCAUGAGGUGGCCAAAGUAUUGGAGUCUCAGCUUCAGGAUCUGUCCUUCCAGUGAGCACUCAGGGCUGAUUUCCUUCAGAAUGGAUAGGUUUGGUCUUCUAGCAGUCCAUGGGACUCUCAAGAGUCUCCUCCAGCACCGCAAUUCAAAAGCAUCAAUUCUUCGGCGAUCAGUCUUCUUUGUGGUCCAGCUCUCACUUCCAGACACCACUACUGGGAAGCUCAAUUUAACUUCUCUCAAAUUGCUUGCAGGUUUAGGAAUGUAUGAAACACCACUCUUCCUUGCCCACGAAGAAGAAUCAGGAGGUCGCAGUGUCCCAACAACUCCACUUCAGGUUGCGGCACCUGGUGAGUUUGGGGGAUUUCCAUCAUAUCUUGAUUCUACAGUUUUGAGCAUAUAAUGGUUGAUAACAUGGGUACUCUCUUGUUCCGAUGGUCUUCCUGAAAAUGCAGCUCUAUUGGGAACUGAUCAGGUUGGUUGGUUGGUUGGUUGGUUGGCUUUACUGUACAGCUGCUUAUUUAAGAAAUGCAUAUACAAUGGUACCUCAGGUUACAUACGCUUCAGGUUACAGACUCUGCUAACCCAGAAAUAGUACCUCAGGUUAAGAACUUUGCUUCAGGAUGAGAACAGAAAUCGCACGGCGGCAGCAGGCAGCCCCAUUAGCUAAAGUGGUGCUUCAGGUUAAGAACAAUUUCAGGUUAAGAACGGACCUCUGGAACUAAUUAAGUAUGUAACUAGAGGUAGUUAACGCUUUUAACUUCCUCCUAAAAAUGCCUUUUGUGUGGUUCCCAGGUAAGAGUUCAGGGCCAGCCCUCUUGCAAGAAAUUGGUUGUAGGCAGGGAGGCAAGAAUACAUAAUGCAACACUCACAAUAUAAAGCAGAGUUAGCCAACACCACACUCUUCAGAUGCUGGAUUCCAGCUUUUAAUGCUAGCCCCAGCUAGCACAGCCCAAUGAUCAGGGGUGAUGGGAGUUGUACAUAUGGAGGGUGUCAUGUUAGCUAUGCCCGAUGUUAAAUGCAGGCAACUCCCAGUUUAUGUGUGAGUUACUUUCCGAGGCACCGCACAGUUAUGUGAAAUUGUGCAUUUUUGAAACAGCAUUGGGGAAGCCUGCAAAUACCCUCUAAACCUCUGGAAACCCUUUAAAAACCAGCAGCACUUAACCAGAUGUCCCACUCUACGACAAUUGCUCUUUCUCUCAACCUCCUUUUUCAGAACUCCCAACUCUCCGCAGGCCUCAACGGUCGAUACAAGGGCUCCUGGGAUUGCACUUGCAAAGGCUCAUGGGAUUGCUAGGCGCUUUUUUUUUUGCCCCUUCUGGGCUCUUUUAGGACUGUUUUUGCCAUGUUUAAAGUCACUUCCCGGUUCGGCACAUGCUGUCUCACGCCAAUUGGACACACAUAGAUUGGUUGUUGCCUCUCUGUCAAAUGGUCUGGAAGUGGGAGGGGGGACCCUGGGGAGGCUGAGUUGCAUAAACAAAGGCCCACUUGCCCCUCUGGUCUCAUCAGAGCUUCCUCUGUCCUUGUUGAUGUCCCCUUCGAGCUCCGGGGAGGGUGUGCUUGUGAGCCACGAGGACUCUCCAGCGCUCUCCUGCCAUUUCCAGGGUUGAAUUAAAUUACGAAAAAAAUUCCCGGCGCUACGCCUAAGUGGGGGGGGACACCUGUAUAGCAAUCUUGUCUACAAAGUGUGAUACUGUAGUAAUAAUAAUACAGUGGUACCUCGGGUUAAGUACUUAAUUCAUUCUGGAGGUCCGUUCUUAACCUGAAACUGUUCUUAACCUGAAGCACCACUUUAGCUAAUGGAGCCUCCUGCUGCCACUGAGCCGCUGGCGCGCAAUUUCUGUUCUCAUCCUGAGGUCAAGUUCUUAACCCGAGAUACUAUUUCUGGGUUAGCAGAGUCUGUAACCUGAAGUGUCUGUAACUUGAAGCAUAUGAAACCCGAGGUACCACUGUAUAUGUAAAAACUGUCUUGAACAAAAAAAAAUCCACACCCUCACCACCAGGGUAGUAUUUUUUAAAAAAACAAGAAGAAGAAAAAUCCAAAUGUGUGGUCACAGAACAAUCUCAGAAUGUGCUUGGAGCUUAUGGCCACAUGCUUAGAUGCAAGGAAAGCAUGAGGUGUUUCUAGGGAUCAAAGACUCCAGUCUUCUCUGGGACUUUGGUUUCUCCCCACUUCCCAAUAUAUUUCUCUCAAAUCAUGUUUCUAUACAUUAUUCCACAAUCCAAAACUGCCUCCCCCCACCUGCCACACACACAUAAAGUUCUACAAAGCCAUACCUGCAUGGAGCGUGAGAUUCCCGAACCCAAACACAGCCCACCAGCCCUAUAAUACUGUGACCUAACGGAUCAGGCUAUGGCAGGCUUUACAGCCAGGCCUGUACUAACGUGAAGUGUGCUAGUUGUGAAAUACAACGUGUAAUUUUAAAAAAUGACGAAGAUAAGUGUAUCCCACUUAAGGUUUGAUUCAUUCCAAAGCAAAUGUGCUAUUUCCUGUGUUCAGAAUUUGGGGCGGUGGGCGACGUAUCAUCCAAGUGUUAGAUGGUUCUAGUUUAUUCUCUAAUCUUUGUUUCAAGUGUCUGUGUUUACUGAAAGCUCCGCUGCUGAUGCUUCUGAACAUGCUUCCCAGUCUGUCCCCAUGGUUACAACAUCCACUGGUAACUUAUCGACCACUUCAGAAUCUGGUACAGGUGAUGAUGGCGAUGAAGUUUUUGUAGAGGCAGAGUCAGAAGGGUAAGCUCAACCAUUCAGUUAAGACGAUUCUGCACGUUGUCUGGCUUGAAUGUACAGUGGUACCUCGCAAGACGAAUGCCUCUCAAGAUGAAAAACGCGCAAGACGAAAGAGUUUUUCGUUUUUUGAGUUGCUUCGCAAGACGAAUUUCCCUAUGGGCUUGCUUCGCAAGACGAAAACAAAAAAAACGAAAACGUCUUGCAAGUUUGUUUCCUUUUUCUUAAAACCGUUAAUACCCAGGGUGACUUCGAGGAGCAACUCAUAGCACGCGGUGUGGUAGCCUUUUUUGAGGUUUUUGAAGACUUUGGUGAUUUUGAAGACUUUGGGAAACCGUGCUUCGCAAGACGAAAAAAAUCGCAGAACGAAUUAAUUUCGUCUUGCGAGGCACCACUGUAACCUUAUUGAAAUGCCUUUCUCCGCAUCAAUAUGUUAUCUUUUUUUAAAAAAAUGCAUUCAAUAUUUUUUGUCCUAAAUGAAAGCCUCUAAAUUAAGUCAAACUACGACCUAGGAGACUAGCUUUAAAUCCUCACUGGUUGUUGUAAGGGUAAUGGAAAUCAUGUAUGUAAAGCUUUUUGAACUACAGUGGAACCUUGGUUGUCGAAUCCAUUCUGGAAGUCCAUUUGACUUCUAAAACGUUCGAAAACCAAGGCGCAGCUUCCGAUUGGUGCAGGCGCCCCAGAAACAAUAGCUGACAACUGCAUCAGACAUUUGGCUGCCAAAAAAGUUGGAAAACUGGAACACUUACUUUUGGGUUUUCAGCAUUCUGGAGCUGAAAUGUUACAGUACUAAGGCAUUCAAGAACCAAGGUUCCACUGUACUAUAUAAAUGUUGUGACUUUGUAUGAUGAACUGGUAUUUCUGUUCCCUCAUUUGCAAGGGGAGGUUUUAACUUCACAUGUGAACUGCUUUCAGGCUACAGUUCUUAAAUGGAGUUGCCAGGGCAAGAGAGAUAAUUGCUUUCAUCUGUAUUACAUUACCUCAUGGCGUGAUUCUCAAAAAUGCAGUCAAAAACAGCAGUCAAACUGGUCUUGUUUGAUUUGGGUAUCGUUUGGCAUUAAAGAUGUUAAAAUGUAUAGGCGGCUCAAAUUGAGAAGCGUAAGAAACUAUUUGGCAGCAAUAGUAAGCAGUCAGAAACUUUUUUUAGAAAAACACACACACCAAAUAUCAUGUUUCUUUGGGUAUUGCUAAUACUUGGCAGCCAUGCACUCCUUUUUUCAUCAGUAAUGUGUGGUCUUCAGUGCUGUUGUUGAUAGAUGAGCUCAAUAAUUUCCCUGCCAAGCUUUCAGGCACAGAUGCAUUCGAUAGAGCUUUUCUUUGGGAGCAGCAGCUCUUGCUAACAUACCGUAAAUAUUUUUUGGGAGUGACACCGUGCUAGAUUUUUAUUGGGUGCAAUUAAUCUUGAACACCUUCGAUAUCAUGAACACCAGCAAAAUAGUUGGGGGAACGAAUGUAACUGCAGAAAACCAGUAACAGAUUAUACCCAAGAGCAGACCUUUGAAUGUUGCUGUGAUUCCAACCUCACACACUGAAACCUUCAUUCACCCCACUGAAAAAGCUGGAAUGCCACACAUUUUGUAAGACUCUAGUGUAAACAAGACACAGAACUCGGCAUUUGGCUAUGAAAAUGAAAAGCUAAGGUUACACAGGUAGCAGGAGGCUCAGUUCUUAAUGCCAGGAUCCUUAUCAGUGAAUCCCUCAUGGUGAACCUCUGUUCAAAUGGUGUCCCACAAAUUCUCCCUUCACAUAUACACCCCUGAUAUUUCCUAGUACAUAGAUACUGAAUUUCUAGAGAUUUCAUCACUGAAUCUUUGUCACCUUGUACCAUUGCUAGUUAGUGAGCACAAGGAUUUAAGCAUGAUGUGCUUUCAGAUUAAAUAAAAGAGCUAGAAAGGGAGUUCACUUCUGUUCUUGGUCAUGUCGAAACCCUUAACUGUGGAAAAAAGUUUGGAGAUGGGGAACCCUGCUACACAAUUUCCUGUGCCAUCCUGAGGUUUUGACUAGCAAAUUCAUUGUGUGUCUCCCAUUUUCCUUUAGAAUUACUUCAGAGGUUGGUCUAGAAAUAGACAGUCAGCAGGAAGAAGAAUCAUCUCAAGCUCCUGAUGAGUCAGAUCUCCCAUCCACAAGUCAAGAUCCUCCUUCUAGUUCAUCUGCAGGUAGGGUUCGGUUCCAUCAAAUCUCAGUGGAUCAGGGUUUCUCAAAAACUUGGGUCUCCAGCUGUUUUGGGACUACAGCUCCCAUCAUCCCUAGCUAGCAGGGUCAGUGGUCAGAGAUAAUGGAAAUAGUAGUCCGAAAACAGGUGGAGACACAAGUUUGGGAAACCCUAGUCUGGAUAAAGUACUGUUGACCUUUCACUGAUGGAGGGCUGCGAGAUUAGGAUAGUUAAACCCCACAAGUUUGGUUCUUUUCUGUUUGAUUUUCAUAUUUUCCUUGUCACUAUUUUGUCUGCAUCCAUGGAGGAGAAAUCAUGGUCUGUUCAGUAUGUGGAAGGAGGACAUUCAUCUGAUCUUUCUAAGUGAUGGAAAGGAGAUCCAGAUAAAUAUUGUCUUCUCUGGUCUAAAUAUUAGUGUAGAACAACCUAGGUCCUCAAACCUUUGACCAGUAAUUCUCCAUCCUUCUGACCAAGCAAUGUGCUUAUAAUUUUAAGCAACACCAGGAGUCUUUUGCUUUCUAUUUCUUUCAGUAAAAAUCCUCAACACAGGCACCUGUGUGUGUUGUUGAUUAAUAUGGAGUACAGCCAAACCCCGUUUGCACCCCCACCCUAGUUACACCCCAUUUUGGGGCCACUUCCAGGUCCGCAGUGAUGAGCAUGUGGACGUCAAUUGGAUGCACAUAAAACGUUCACUGCUAGCCAUUAGCUAGCUAGCAGCAUGUAGAAGGUUGAGAGCCAGUUUUUUACUUUUUCCAGUUAGAUAUUUUAUUUGCCCUCACAGAUUUGAAGUAUAAAACUGAAGUUAACAGAUUGCAUAUUGAAAAUCAGCCAUGAUUACACUUAACUUGCAUGACAAAGUCAAAUUACAGCCAUGGCAUUUUGUCCCAUACGGUUUCCUUUUCAGACACAAGCAGUAAUCAUCCGAAGCCUUUCCGGCGAGUUAGACUGCAGCCAACAACAUUAAGAACUGGCCGUCAGUUUAACAGACAGAGGGGUAGGUUUCCUUCAUUUCUUGCACAGAUGUGUUAAACUCUGUAGGAUUGCAAAUAAGUGUAUGUAUUGCAUAGUAUUGCAGCCACCAAAACAUGCAAGGGGGCUUAUAGACGUUGAAUAAUGAGGAUUAUUCACCCCAGAGACUUUACAACAUAUAUAUAUCAGCUAAGGUACUUGAUUGACUUAAAAGGAAAAUAGCAUAAUUUAAAGUUGAUCUGGUGCAAUGUGGCGUUCUUAUAAAGCAGUGGUUCUCAAAGGGUCUGGCGAUGGCAAGUAUGGCAGGAAGAUUCAAGGACAAUCAAAGAAACAUUUAAACUUUUCAGUGUAGUGUUGUAUCAAAAGCAUUAUUAUUAUUUAUUUGCAUAAUCUGGAUCUUUUCAAAAUGAGAGCAAGAGCAUCAAGUGAUACUGAGGACGAUCCUAGUUGUGUUUUCCAAUGUAUUGCUUAUCAAUUAAAAAUUAGGUGUGGCAAGAACAAAUUUUUAUUCUGAAAGUGUGGCCCAGAGAUUCAAGUUUGAGAACCGCCGUUAUAAAGGGAUGCGAGUGGCAGUAGCUAGCAACAAAUAAAUAUAAGAAACUCCUCAGCUGAACUUAGAUCUCAAAAAGAAAUGAGAAUCUGAAAGCUCAUACUAAAGAAAAGAAUUAAAGAUCUUGUCAGAGGCAGUGUAUUAAUUCCAAGUAAUUAAUUGUUAGUAUCAAUCUGCCAGUCAGUACAGAGUGAACUGUUUCCAUAGCCAUUAGGCAGGAGUAAAUCUAGUUGUCAUAACAAUUUCAAGGAACUAGAAAGUAUUUCCGGCACAGCCUUCUGUUUCUGAAUUGGUUAAAAUAGGUGUUAAUACUAGAUUAUGUAUGGAGUGCUUAUUCCUUCUGGCUACAGGGAUGCCAUUCUGUACCCCCACAUUACUCUCCCAAAAGACUUGUGGCGGGCAGGCUUCGAAAGAAUCCUUUAAAACUGAUAUUAACGUAGUUAAUAGCUAAUAGCAGUUAAUUGAAACAAAAGUGUAUAUUAAUACUCUUCCUUUCCCUUUGCAGGUGUAACUCCAGGUGGCAGAGGAGGCUUGAACAGAGGCAAUAUUAAUUAAAGCUCAGUAGAAAUUAAAACAGUGUAUACUGUCUGUCUAGUCUUGCUCUUACUUGCAUUUGUGUAAUGGCUGGCAAGCUUGAAGCAGGUUUUUUGUUUGUUUUCAAUUUGGAUCGAUGUAUGGAUAUUUCAUUAUGUCUUUUAUUAAUAAAAACUAGAGGAAAUUGUC